Molecule: messenger RNA, 64913 nt
Organism: Pelobates cultripes (western spadefoot toad)
Lineage: Eukaryota; Metazoa; Chordata; Amphibia; Anura; Pelobatidae
Source: the annotation of a GenBank genome assembly
GAGUGCGAGGCUGUGAUGAGCUCCCUGAUGAGCGGCAGGCGUCUGCAGGCGGGAGUAUCUGUGAGUCCCUUCCCGUCCCUGUAAUGACGGCUGCUAUUCCUUGUGCACCCCCCUCUGCUAAGACUUCCAUUAUCCUGUCGCUGUGAGCUGCACAAAUUGCAGGACGUGGAGCUCUGAAGCCCACUAGGCCAAGUUAAAUAACAGAUGGAAUAUCUUUAGCAUUUUUAUGUAAUUACUUUUUUUUCUUUGCUCCUAUUUCUCCUUCCCUGCACUCCGCACACCAAUCGUAGGAUCAGAGCGCCGUUACCCAGCCAGGGGAAGGGGGGUAGAAUUGGGUGUUUGCAAUCUUUCUGUGUGAAGGGAAAGUGGAAUGUAUACAAAACAUAUUAUUUAUUCUGAUGAUGGCCAUUCAGGCCUUUCCUUGCCACAAACCAGCCCUCCAUCCUGCUACGUUUUAUUCUCCCCCCUAGGCAGACAGUCUAAUACCGCGAUUUGCCAUGACACUCUGCCAUCCUUCAGCUAUCUCAGCAAAAACAUCUGGCAACACUGGCCUUGUGCUUCCCCACAGUAUUCCCAACCAUCUCUGCUGGAAGACUAUUCCAUGUACCUACAGCCCUGGGUAUUGAAUAGGGUCACACAUAGUUAGUGCCAUCACUAAUUGGCAGCAUUGUGAAAGCAGAGGAUGUCUAUGUUCCUAAAGCGCUUCGUUCAUCCUCAGACAGGGAGGCUGCGGCACUAUAAGGUUUAUUAUAAAUCGUACUGUUGCUGCCGACCCCCAUCUCUCCCUACCGUCCAUAGCUGCUAAUAGCUACAUCCUCCAGCAAUUCUUCCAGCUCAGCUACUUUGGCUUUAAAUGUGAAUUCCUGACAAUUCUCAGUUUAGUGAAUAAUUCAGGGUGUGCUUAGAUUAUAGUCUACAGUUUAUUUAUUAUAAAGCACUUCAUACCAUAUACCAAUCUAUUAUACAGUAUACCAACCUAUUAUACCGUAUACCAAUCUAUUAUACAGAACUUCAUACCAUAUACCAAUCUAUUAUACAGAACCUUUAUACUGUAUACCGAUCUAUUAUACAGAACUUCAUAAAUACCAAUCUAUUAUACCGAACUUCAUACAGUAUACCAAUCUAUUAUACCGAACUUCAUACAGUAUACCAAUCUAUUAUACAGCCCUUCAUACUGUAUACCAUAUAUCAAUCUAUAAUACAGCCCUUCAUACCGUAUACCAUAUAUCAAUCUAUUAUACAGCACUCCAUACCGUAUACCAUAUAUCAAUCUAUUAUACAGCACUCCAUACCGUAUACCAUAUAUCAAUCUAUAAUACAGCCCUUCAUACCAUGUACCAUAUAUCAAUCUAUUAUACAGCACUCCAUACCGUAUACCAUAUAUCAAUCUAUUAUACAGCACUCCAUACCGUAUACCAUAUAUCAAUCUAUUAUACAGCACUCCAUACCGUAUACCAUAUAUCAAUCUAUAAUACAGCCCUCCAUACCGUAUACCAUAUACCAAUCUAUUAUACAGCACUCCAUACCGUAUACCAUAUAUCAAUCUAUUAUACAGCACUCCAUACCGUAUACCAUAUAUCAAUCUAUAAUACAGCCCUUCAUACCGUAUACCAUAUAUCAAUCUAUUAUACAGCACUCCAUACCGUAUACCAUAUAUCAAUCUAUAAUACAGCCCUUCAUACCGUAUACCAUAUAUCAAUCUAUUAUACAGCACUCCAUACCGUAUACCAUAUAUCAGUCUAUUAUACAGCACUCCAUACCGUAUACCAAUCUAUUAUACAGAACUUCAUACCAUAUACCAAUGCAUUAUACAGCACUUCAUACAGUAUACCAAUCUAUUAAACAGCAUACCAUACAGUAUACCAAUCUAUUAUACAGCUCUCCAUACCAUAUGCCAAUCUAUUAUACAGCACUUCAUUACGUAUACCAUAUAUCAAUCUAUUAUACAGCCCUUCAUACAGUAUACCAAUCUAUAAUACAGCAUUCCAUACAUUAUACCAAUCUAUUAUACGAUAUACCAAUCUAUUAUACAGAACUAUAUACCAAUCUAUUAUAUAGCACUUCAUACCAUAUAGCAAUCUAUUAUACAGCACCUCAUACAGUAUACCAUAUAUCAAUCUAUUAUACACAGCACUUCAUAUCGUAUACCAAUCUAUUAUACACCACUUUAUACCGUAUACCAAUCUAUUAUACAGCAUUCUAUACUGUAUACCGAUCUAUUAUACAGCACUUCAUACCAUAUGCCAAUCUAUUAUACAGCAUUUCAUACCAUAUACCAUAUAUCAAUCUGUUAUACAGCACUCCAUACCAUAUACCUAUCUACACUGCUCAAAAAAAUAAAGGGAACACUUAAACAUCACAAUGUAACUCCAAGUCAAUCACACUUCUGUGAAAUCAAACUGUCCACUUAGGAAGCAACACUGAGUGACAAUCAAUUUCACAUGCUGUUGUGCAAAUGGGAUAGACAACAGGUGGAUAUUAUAGGCAAUUAGCAAGACACCCCCAAUGAAGGAGUGGUUCUGCAGGUGGUGACCACAAACCGCUUCUUGGCUGAUGUUUUGGUCACUUUUGAAUGCUGGCGGUGCUUUCACUCUAGUGGUAGCAUGAAACAGAGUCUACAACCCACACAAGUGGCUCAGGUAGUGCAGCUCAUCCAGGAUGGCACAUCAAUGCGAGCUGUGGCAAGAAGGUUUGCUAUGUCUGUCAGCGUAGUGUCCAGAGCAUGGAGGCACUACCAGGAGACAGGCCAGUACAUCAGGAGAUGUGGAGGAGGCCGUAGGAGGGCAACAACCCAGCAGCAGGACUGCUACCUCCGCCUUUGUGCAAGGAGGAACAGGAGGAGCACUGCCAGAGCCCUGCAAAAUGACCUCCAGCAGGCCACAAACAUGCAUGUGUAUGCUCAAACGGUCAGAAACAGACUCCAUGAGGGUGGUAUGAGGGCCCGACGUCCACAGGUGGGGGUUGUGCUUACAGCCCAACACCGUGCAGGACGUUUGGCAUUUGCCAGAGAACACCAAGAUUGGCAAAUUCGCCACUGGCGCCCUGUGCUCUUCACAGAUGAAAGCAGAUUCACACUGAGCACAUGUGACAGAAGUGACGGAGUCUAGAGACGCCGUGGAGAACGUUCUGCUGCCUGCAACAUCCUCCAGCAUAACCGGUUUGGCAGUGGGUCAGUAAUGGUGUGGGGUGGCACUUCUUUGGGGGGGCCGCACAGCCCUCCAUGUGCUCGCCAGAGGUAGCCUGACUGCAAUUAGGUACCAAGAUGAGAUCCUCAGACCCCUUGUGAGACCAUAUGCUGGUGCGGUUGGCCCUGGGUUCCUCCUAAUGCAAGACAAUGCUCAACCUCAUGUGGCUGGAGUGUGUCAGCAGUUCCUGCAAGACGAAGGCAUUGAUGCUAUGGACUGGCCCGCCCAUUCCCAAGACCUGAAUCCAAUUGAGCACAUCUGGGACAUCAUGUCUCCCUCCAUCCACCAACAGACUGUCCAGAAGUUGGCAGAUGCUUUAGUCCAGGUCUGGGAGGAGAUCCCUCAGGAGACCAUCCGCCACCUCAUCAGGAGCAUGCACAGGCGUUGUAGGGAGGUCAUACAGGCACGUCGAGGCCACACACACUACUGAGCCUCAUUUUGACUUGUUUUAAGGACAUUACAUCAAAGUUGGAUCAGCCUGUAGUUUGUUUUUCCACUUUAAAGGAACACUAUAGUCACCUAAAUUACUUUAGCUAAAUAAAGCAGUUUUAGUGUAUAGAUCAUUCCCCUGCAAUUUCACUGCUCAAUUCACUGUCAUUUAGGAGUUAAAUGACUUUGUUUCUGUUUAUGCAGCCCUAGCCACACCUCCCCCGGCUAUGAUUGAUAGAGCCUGCAUGAAAAAAAAAAACUGGUUUCACUUUCAAACAGAUGUAAUUUACCUUAAAUAAUUGUAUCUCAAUCUCUAAAUUGAAGUUUAAUCACAUACAGGAGGCUCUUGCAGGGUCUAGCAAGCUAUUAACAUAGCAGGGGAUAAGAAAAUCUUAAUUAAACAGAACUUGCAAUAAAGAAAGCCUAAAUAGGGCUCUCUUUACAGGAAGUGUUUAUGGAAGGCUGUGCAAGUCACAUGCAGGGAGGUGUGACUAGGCUUCAUAAACAAAGGGAUUUAACUCCUAAAUGGCAGAGGAUUGAGCAGUGAGACUGCAGGGGCAUGUUCUAUACACCAAAACUGCUUCAUUAAGCUAAAGUUGUUCAGGUGAAUAUAGUGUCCCUUUAAUUUUGAGUGUGACUCCAAAUCCAGACCUCCAUGGGUUGAAAAAUUUGAUUUCCAUUUUUUAAUUUUUGUGUGAUUUUGUUGUCAGCACAUUCAACUGUAAAGAACAAAGUAUUUCAGAAGAAUAUUUAAUUCAUUCAGAUCUAGGAUGUGUUACUUUGUGUUCCCUUUAUUUUUUUUGAGCAGUGUAUUAUACAGCACUUCAUACCGUAUACCAAUCUAUUAUACAGCACUUCAUACCGUAUACCAAUCUAUUAUUCAGCACUUCAUACCGUAUACCAAUCUAUUAUACAGCACUUCAUACAGUAUACCAAUCUAUUAUACAGCACUUCAUACAGUAUACCAUAUAUCAGUCUAUUAUACAGCACUUCAUACCAUAUACCAAUCUAUUAUACAGCACUUCAUACAGUAUACCAAUCUAUUAUACAGCACUUCAUACCGUAUACCAAUAUAUUAUACAGCACUUCAUACCGUAUACCAAUCUAUUAUUCAGCACUUCAUACAGUAUACCAAUAUAUUAUACAGCACUUCAUACAGUAUACCAAUCUAUUAUACAGCACUUCAUACAGUAUACCAUAUAUCAGUCUAUUAUACAGCACUUCAUACAGUAUACCAAUCUAUUAUACAGCACUUCAUACCGUAUACCAAUCUAUUAUACAGCACUUCAUACAGUAUACCAAUCUAUUAUACAGCACUUCAUACAGUAUACCAUAUAUCAGUCUAUUAUACAGCACUUCAUACCGUAUACCAAUCUAUUAUUCAGCACUUCAUACCGUAUACCAAUAUAUUAUACAGCACUUCAUACAGUAUACCAAUCUAUUAUACAGCACUUCAUACCACAUACCAAUCUAUUAUACAGCACUUCAUACAGUAUACCACAUACCAAUCUAUUAUACAGCACUUCAUACCGUAUACCAUAUAUCAGUCUAUUAUACAGCCCUUCAUACCGUAUACCAAUCUAUUAUACAGCACUUCAUACCGUAUACCAUAUAUCAGUCUAUUAUACAGCACUUCAUACCGUAUACCAAUAUAUUAUACAGCACUUCAUACCGUAUACCAAUAUAUUAUACAGCACUUCAUACCCUAUACCACGGGUGGGCAAUCUGCGUCCCUCCACAUGUUUUGGACUACAUCUCCUAUAAUAAUUCUAGCAAAGCAUCUAGGGAGAUGUAGUCCAAAACAUCUGGAAAGCCGCAGAUUGCCCACCCCUGCCAUAUGCCAAUCUAUUAUACAGCAUUCCAUACUGUGGCAAACCUAGCCACUUAAGACUGUAUUUCCCACUUAAGACUGUAUUUACAUUUAUGUGAUAUUGUGGCUUUAUGACUACCUGAACUGUCCAUGUUCCCUAUUCUGUAUUUUAUGGGAACGAGAGCAUUCGUAUGCUGGUGGCACGAAAGCCACCAGCAUUCAUACAGUAGUUUCACGAACCGUGAAUUUCAACUACCGAAUGGGGGACCACACACAGGAGGUCGUGUGGCUCCCAUUACGGAUCGCAACAAAGUAUCUGUUGGCAGUUAAUAGUUGUUCAGGGUGGCCACCGUUCGGAUACCGACCACGCGGCAGCGGACAUCUUGGAUCCUUUGUUAGCCCAGCGGUGUUUGGUCGUUGAGUGCCUGGAACUAAAAUGGGCUACUCGACGGCACGAAUACCGCUGGACUUCUAGGCCGUACGGGAGCACCGGUCUUUCGGUAUUUUAUCUCUGCAUGUGUAUUCAAGACUUUUGUGAAGAAUUUGUGUUCCAAGUGUAUUUCGUGCAUUGUUCGGCUAAUUGUGCUGGGAUCUGUGCGGUACUUUCACGAAGUAUGCGCUCAGACCCCAGCUAUCUGCCGAACGGUCAUUCGGUACAAUAGCACCUCUAAAUAUUAUUCGAGUUAUAGAUUUUUAUGUAAAAAGCCAAUCCUGCUGUACGGAGGGAUAAUCCACUUAACUGGGUAUUCUAGUGGGAGUAUCCCUCUCGUACAGCAGUGCAUGGUGAGAGAAAUUUUCUGAUGUUAAGUUCCCCAUGUAGUCCCUUACUGUACAACCCCUGUAAAGUCAGUAAGGAAACCCCUUGCAUGGGGAACCACAUAAAUACUGGAGCUUGUGAAUAAAACCUCAGUUGACUCCCAGCCUAUGUGUCGUCUAGUUCUUGGGAAGGAAGGAUCUGUAUAACGCUACCGGGAUUAUUGUAUGCUGUACUUGUUUUACCUGGAUUAUUACAUGCUGCUCCUGUCUACCAGCGGAGAUAUUGUGGAUUAUACUACCUCUCCGCUACAAUUGGUGGCAAGCAACGGGAUUUCAAACACACAGCAAACCAGCGUUCGGCAGUAAUCACACGAAUAAAGAAGAGAAGCAGCAGUUCAACGGAACAAACCAUUCUGAUAAAACCAGUGUUCGGUAAAUAUGUCAAAAUAUAGGAACGACUGGUGAAUGGAGUCGAACUAUGCAACAUUGAAACGAGCUACACUGAAAGAAUUAUUGCAAUCAAAGGGAAAAAGCGCUAGCAGUAAAAUCAAAGUGACCCUUGUGGCAGAACUCAUGGAGGGAGACAGAGACCACUGCAGCAGCUCCACGGGAGUACAGACCCCAGCGAAUUUGACAAAGAGCUGAGGAGCAGACUAGCCUUUUAUCCAGAGACCCCCCCCCCCCCUAGAGAGACUGACCCGACUGAUGACGGAUGUGCAGGAGUACCUGGUGGUCAGGCUCCAAGCAAAUCAGCGAGCCGGGGAAAGAACAACACCACCUGUCAGCACUACCCCAGGGAAAGCCAAGAUUCACUACCAAGCCUUUAAGAGCUAUACAGAAGCUGACGGCGACGUAGAUGACUACCUGCAAGAUUUUGAGAGGUUGUGCCAACUACACAACAUCAGCGCGGCAGAUCAGGUACCUCUACUAGCUGGGAGACUAUCCGGACGCGCAGCGGAGGCGUACCAGAUGAGGACAGUAGAGACUAUGCUAAAGUAAAACAAGCCAUUUUAGCCAGGUAUGCGAUUACCUCAGAGACAUACCGGCUAAAGUUUCAGGACAUUAACAAACCGAACAAAGACACACACACACACACACACACACACACACGCAGUGGGCACACCGCCUGCAGCAAGCCACAAAAGGGUGGUUGGAAGCCACCCAAGUUACCACUCUGGAAGACCUGUUCCAGCUAAUGGUCAUGGAGCAGUUCUUCGACAGGAUACCCCCCCAUCUACAAAAUUGGGUAAUGGACUGAAAACCACGCACGCUACAAGAGGCAGCCAAACUGGCAGAAGAGUUCCAAGAUACCAGAAGGGACCAGCGCACCCAGCACCGACCGGUCUAUGGACCUACAGCACCGUUACCAGCCGUGACCUCAACCGUCCAACCACAACCAGGGGUAAGCCAAAAUACCUACAACCCCAGAUACCCUACCCGUCCUCCGAUCCGUUGCCACACCUGCAACCAGUAGGGGCAUAUACAGCGAGACUGUCCCCGCAACCGACCCAGGCCAAGCUGGAAUAAUGCAACAUCCAACAACCGAGCACUGUGCACUGUAUACAAGCAGAACAGUACAGAGCACCCGAGGCAGCCACUCCAAUGGAAGAACCUCUGGGGGCUCUACAUGAGGUAAACCCCAUCCAGGCUACCUCUGAUAACUGGCAGGGACACCGACAGGAAGUACACAUGAAGGGGAAAAAGGUACAACGUCUAAGAGACUCUGGGGCCACCUUAACGCUAGUCUGAAAUCAUCUGGUGCCAAAGAAUAAUCUAACUGGGAACUGUGUCGCUGUACGGGUGGCAGGGAGAGCUAUUUACAAAGUUCCCACUGCCAAGGUGCAUUUGAAUUGGGGAGCGGGAAUGUGGAGGUGGGGAUGAUGCAGGAUUUACCCGCUGAUGUAAUCUUGGGCAACGACCUGGGGGAGCUGACUUCAGCUUUUGUUCCCCAACCCACCAUUCAGGAAGCUCACCCGGUUGUGACCCGGCAGCAGGCCCGCACCACAGCUCCAUCUAACCACUCUGAGGCUCAGGUAAGCAAUGUACACCCCAUACCCUCUGUCAUGCCCUGGGCAACCACCCCUAGAAUUUGGUUCCGAUGUGGCCCUAUACCCCUCCCUGCAGAUAUAUAAGGACCAGGCAGGGCUGGAAGGGGAAAGGUACACCUGGGACAAGGGGCUACUGUACCGCCACGCAGAGAAAGUAGUAGCCGGAUUUAUACCGCUACCCAUUAAACAGCUAAUUGUUCCUUGGAAAUAUAGACUAGAAUUGUUACGCAUCGCCCAUGAUAUUCCCCUGUCUGGGCACUUAGGAAUCAGCCGCACUAAGCACAGGCUGACCCAGAACUUCUUCUGGCCAGGUAUCUCACAGGAUGUUAGACGAUAUUGUCAGACCUGUGACACCUGCAAGAGGGUAGGGAAGAGAGGAGACCGAUACAAAGCCUUGCUCCAUUCCUUACCCAUAAUUGAGGAACCCUUCAGUAGGGUGGCGGUGGAUAUAAUAGGACCCCUAGCGAAACCCAGUCCCUCCGGCAAGAAGUACAUCUCGACCAUAGUGGAUUAUGCCACCAGAUAUCCAGAAACGGUGGCUUUGACUAAUGUACACGCGGAAACGGUGGCAGAAUAUUCUCCCACGUGGGAUUUCCCCAGGAGACCCCGGGAGAUUAUUUCGGAUAGGGGCACUCAAUUCACCGCAGAAGUCACACACUAGCUCUGGAAGAUAUGUGGGGUACAACAGAUCUUGAACUCCGCCUAUUACCUCCAGUCCAACGGUCUCUGUGAACGAUUUAACGGAACACUCAAACAGAUUAUCCAUACGUUCAUAGACACUCAGAAAGACUGGGAAAGAUUUCUACCCCACUUACUUUUCGCCUAUAGGGAAGUACCCCAAGAGUCCACCGGGUUCUCUCCUUUUGAACUACUAUUCGGGAGGAGAGUGAGGGGCCCCCUUGAUUUAAACCGAGAACACUGGGAGGGAGAAUGGACUAUUAAUGGUACACCUAUCGUACCCUAUGUACUGGAGUUUAGGGAACGCUUGUAGGCUCUGACCCAGACCGUGCGCGACAACCUCCAGGCAGCCCAACAACGACAACGCGGAUGGUACGAUAAGGGAGCCAGGGGCCGCAGUUUUCAGGUUAGGCAAAAAGUACUAAUCCUACGACCCGUCCACAAGGACAAGCUGCAGGCUUCCUGGCAGGGCCCAUACAAGGUGGUAGAACAGAUAUGUGAUACCACCUAUAUGAUCGGUGCAGGUGCGGGGGGCAAACGCAUACUCCAUGUGAAUAUGCUCAAGCCCUACCAUGAGCGUACCGAAGAGGUAACCGCGAUUUGCGCGCCAGCUACCGAGGACUUUGAUAAUUUGCCUCUCCCAGAUAUCCUAGACCAAGAGGGCCUGACGGAGACCUGGGGGAGGUACAGUUAGGGGAGUGUUUAAGUCCCCAGGAGCGAACCCAAGUUCAAAGCUUAAUCAGGGAAAAGGGGGCCACCUUUUCCAAUCUUCCCGGGUACACCCCAUUGGCCACUCACAAGGUAGAAACCCCAGGACAGACCCCCGCUUCGCCAACCUCCUUACCGCAUACCAGAAUCCGUAAAAGAGAACAUGCGUAAGGAGAUUGAAGAAAUGUUACAGUUAGGGGGGAUAGAACAUUCCGACAGCCCCUGGGCCUCUCCGGUAGUGAUAGUACGAAACGGGACGGGACGACCUGUUUCUGUGUAGAUUACCGGAGGCUCAACGACAAAACUUUCUCCGACGCUUACCCUAUGCCCCGAAUAGACGGUCUCCUAGACUAAAUGGCCAGGGGCCAGUACCUCACCACAGUAGAUUUGUGUAAGGGGUAAUCCCGCUGGCUGAGGACUCCAUCCUCAAGUCGGCAUUUGUCACCCCGUUUGGCCUGUACCAGUUCAAGGUCAUGCCAUUCGGGAUGAAAAAUGCCCCGGCUGCCUUUCAGAGGAUGGUGGAUCGGCUACUAGAUGGGUUCCAGGAGUAUGCUUGCACCUAUCUAGACGAUAUAGCCAUUUUCAGCCACUCCUGGACCGAGCACCUGACCCACAUAGGAGUCGUACUAGACCAGAUUAGGAGGCAGGACUAACCCUUAAACCCAGUAAGUGCCACAUAGGGAUGGCAGAAGUUCAGUACCUAGGGCACAGGGUAGUAAGCGGCCAACAGAAGCCAGAGCCCGCUAAAAUAGAGGUGGUCGCCAAGUGGCCAACCCCCCUCACCAAGACGCAAGUCCUCGCGUUACUAGGUACCGCAGGGUACUAUCGCAAAUUCGUGUCCAACUACAGUACCCUAGCCAAAUCCCUCACCGACCUAACCCGUAAGAAUCUCCCUAAGAUAGUGGUAUGGGCCCCAGAGUGCUUCAUACCAUAUACCAAUCCAAAAUUAGUAUACAGUGUAAGUAGUGUACAGCGCUUCAUACCAUAUACCAAUCCAAACCCAGUACACCAUGCAAGUAGUGUACAGCACUUCAUACCAUAUACCAAUCCAAACCCAGUACACCAUGUAAGUAGUGUACAGCGCUUCAUACCAUAUACCAAUCCAAACCCAGUAUACCAUGUAAGUAGUGUACAGCGCUUCAUACCAUAUACCAAUCCAAACCUAGUAUACCGUGUAAGUAGUGUACAGCGCUUCAUACCAUAUACCAAUCCAAACCCAGUAUACCAUGUAAGUAGUGUACACCACUUCAUACCAUAUACCAAUCCAAACCUAGUAUACCAUGUAAGUAGUGUACAGCGCUUCAUACCAUAUACCAAUCCAAACCUAGUAUACCGUGUAAGUAGUGUACAGCACUUCAUACCAUAUACCAAUCCAAACCCAGUACACCGUGUAAGUAGUGUACACCACUUCAUACCAUAUACCAAUUGUGGCGGAACCAGCCUCACCACUGGGCAUUGAAGAAGACUGAUUGCCAGCUGGGAUGUAUUGCCUGCUCUCCUGUACUGCUGAGGAUUGUUGCCAACUAGGUGGAUUUGGCUAUGGAGCUUGUGUAGUGCCCUCUGUUGGUAGAAACGGUAAUAUGCACUACCUGAAUAGCAAGACUGGUAAUUUGCAUAUUUGGGUAGAUUUGCAUAUCGCUAAUUCUGCAUGCAGCAGAGACAUUUUGUGUUAAUUAUGGUCUUCCCCACCCAUUUAUAAAUAUGUAAUUAUGUUAUAAUAAGUUACUGUAUGUUGCCUGCUAUGAUUUGACUGUUUGUAAUUUUAUUGAGUUUUCACAUAUGGGCUAGUCCCAAGUAAAAUAAAGUUUUAGACAGGUCUACUUCACCCUCAAUUUGGAGUGCUGUCUCUUAUUGGGGGAAUCUGCUACAAGGGAUUGCUAUGCUAUUCAUACUCCCUUGCUAUAUCACUAAUAAGCUCUUGUAAGAGCUUGUUCCUGCCUUGCUCUCUGGAGGAGUCUAUGGUGGUACACCGUGUAAGUAGUGUAUAGCACUUCAUACCAUAUACCAAUCCAAACUUAGUAUACCUUGUAAGUAGUGUACAGCGCUUCAUACCAUAUACCAAUCCAAACCCAGUACACCGUGUAAGUAGUGUACAGCACUUCAUACCAUAUACCAAUCCAAACCUAGUAUACCGUGUAAGUAGUGUACAGCGCUUCAUACCAUAUACCAAUCCAAACCCAGUACACCGUGUAAGUAGUGUACAGCACUUCAUACCAUAUACCAAUCCAAACCUAGUAUACCGUGUAAAUACUAUAUUGUAGUUUGUGUAUAAUCUAGCAAUGUGAACAUUUCAUAUGUGAUGUUUUGCUCAGUUUGACAGACCAUUUAAUGGAAGGAGUUCCUCAGUGGAAGCUGUAUAUUUGUCACUUCAUAUUCUACUUAUUGUAUGCACACUCCCUCUGGAUGUGUACAGGGAGAGGCAUAGUGUAGUAGUGCUGGUGACUGGGGGUGCUGGGAGUUGUGCUGAGAUGUGAGGGGAGUUAUAUUCACAAACAUGCAAAUUAAAUUGGAAAAAAUUCUAUUCACUGCAAAUGAAAAUUCCGAGAUCCAUUCUGUGUCGGCUUGUUGAUGUUGCUGGGUACAGGAUUCUGGUAUAUAAUGAAGUCAGGCUGGAUCUGUAUAUGAAGAUGAUACAUGGCAUUGCACGCCCAUAUUCUGGUUAGAUUGAUGGGACGGGGUAACUGACUGCCUGCCUUGGCCAUUCCACCAACCAAGGAUUGAAAUAAAGGAGCACUAACUGUGCCUAUCGAAUUAAAUCUUGUACACAGUGUGUGCUUCAUUGUUAUUGUACAAGGUAGAUCCAGGAGACCCGCUGAGCUGUGGAUGUUUACUGAUUGAGAGGGGUGCACAACAACUGGGCAAAUCUGAGCUCUGUGUUAAUGGAAAAAACAAGUGUUUGAAGUUUGUCGCUAUGCACUGACUGAACUGCAGAGGGUGCUGGUGUUCAGAGUAUCCCCAUCACAUGCAAAGAGUGGUUAUGUCUGUACCUGAAGCACAGAGCAGCAGGGCCUGCUAUACAGUGUGUAGGCAAUGCAAUUGUAAGGGUAUGUUUGGUACAAACCAGAGGUAGAACUAGGAAAUCCUACUUCAAAACCCCUUUUAACAAUCCAUUGUGUGAUUUGUGGUGAAUGCUGCUGUGUGUAUGUAGUGGCUCUUUAUGUAGUAUAGCUCUCUGGAAUAACAAUGUGAUUGUGUGGAGUGUGUAUGUUUACAUUGUAUUAAUCUGAAAAUACAAGUAAAAAUGAUACCCUUACUGUGAUAUAACCACCAUGUUUAUUCAGACCACCCCCUGGCUCAUUAACUUCAAAGAGAACAGUUGAUUAAGUGCUCUCCCUGUGUGGCCACCAUUCGCAUAGUCGAACGCCACGUGCAGGAGAAAACGUCGGCCGUCUUGUUCACACGAAAGGUGGCAGCGGGACUUGGUCAUCGAGUGUUUGGAAAUAAAAUUGGACACUUGUUUGACCGGGGUUCGGGAAGGCUUUACGAACGCCUGCUUCUUUUUUCCCAACAGCCAGGAGAGCGCUGUUCGGUAGUUUUGUUUCCACAAACUAAGGGAACAAAUGCUGCUAUGAGCCAGGGGGUACUGUUCGUGUAAUUGUUCGGUUUCAAGACUUUCCGAAAUAGACCAACCGCACAGCCUAAUUUCAUGGAACUAUUUCUGGGGCGAGAACCUUGUGUGCGGUCGGUCAAAUUAAGACAUCCCUAGAAUUCCAGAACCCCUGAACUGAUCUGGGUGAUUUUUGGAUAUGUUGGUCACCCAGAUCAAGGCUAUCGGGCAAUAUAACAUUUGUAGGGAAUUUGUGUUUUGGCAAAAAAAAAAUUCUGCUCAGAGAUAAUUGUUAUUACAGUAUCUGACUCAAUUAUCUCCCAGGCAGAGAGUAGGGAUUGUAUGAUGUGUAGGGGAGUGUCAUACUUUGUAACCUUGUUGUAAUUGGUUGUUAACUUUUUUUGGAGUCCCCCACAAGGCCCUUAGAUGGAGACUUGCAUAAAAGCCAGUGUGGCACCAUUAAACUUCAUUCCUGUUGUACCCGUCAUCUAGUCUAGGCUGAUGUUUGGGUAACUGUCUUCUUGCUGGGGAGAAACUACUUGGAUGCUUCAUUCGCCUGGAAUCGUUUGAAUCUACACCCGAACUACAAGCUAUAAUCACUCAGGCUUCAGCCGUUCGGGAGGAAAUAAGCGAAUGGAUAUCUACCAUACCAGCGUUCGUAACACUUACAUUAGUGGUUUAUUUGAUUACAUGAUGCAGAAAAGUUUUUGUGCUAAAUACCCAAUAUUUAACACACCUGAUAUAGAGAUAUUGGCUGUGUUUCACUCUUGUGUUCAGAUAAGUAAAAAUCAAAACCUACAAAAAGUGUUCUACUUAGGACCAAGGCUGCUGCUACUUCCAGUGUGCUGAGCAAAAUGUAAAGACUGAAAUGUACACAAAAUAUCACACUCACUAGUCUAAACCUAAAAAGAGUAAGAUUGUGUCGUGAUUUUACACUUGCAUUACUAGAGCUGUAAUUGCCAAACUUUAGAAACCUAUCAGGGUUACAUUUCCUCUCUCACUGAACUUCACACAGCCAGUGAAAGCUGGGGUUCACAUCAUCAGUUGAGGAUAAAAAAAAAAAAAAAAUACAUUUUCAUAAAAGACAGAUCUCAACAACCCAAAACCCUGAGUUAUAUAAAUUUGUGUGUGUGUCAUGUCAACUGGAAAAUGAAGGGUUAGUGGAGAUGUUUACAGCCAGCAUUUUAAUAAUGAUUAUCAUCAACUGACACCUGUAAUAUCUCCUUACUACAACCUUUCAAUCUUAGAAUUCUUCAUUCUACAGACUCACCAGUUACCUACCUACUAAUAGUCACUGAGACAAAACCAGUGACGGCUAACAUUGAGCAUCAUGGGAAUUGUAGUUCACGAAUAUCUGGGAUGUUAAACUUGACUGCCUCUGAUCCAUACCUCAAAACAAGAAAAUACAGAUCUUGGUGUGCAGGGUGUGCACUGUAUCUGUCUGCUCUCUAAACAUCAACAGUAUUUAAACGGAAAUAUUCCAUAGUCUGGGAAGCAAAAUAGAAAAUGUUGAAUUGCCCUCUUGUAAUGGGAUUCACUUUGAAAGCUCUCCUUUACAUUGGAGUUAACUGUUAAAGUAUUCAAUUAAAGGGACACUACACUGACACUACAUCGAACCAAUUAGCACUAUUUAGUAGAUAUACCACAAUGACCGCAUGCAUUUUUCAUUGGUGAGAUGUCUAAAGCUUGUGAAGCCUGCAUAUCUCUUGUCUGAACCCUUCGCAAGGUCUCCCCUUCUAACCCCGCCCAGACUUUCUGUGGCUGUCCAAUCACAAACUCCAAAUGCAGUUCAAUAAGAGAUCUUUGCAAGGCUCUGGGCAAUUUCUGCCUCUUGGGUUUAUUUCCACUGAGCUAAACAACCAGGAAGUAAAAGGACUGGUUGUAUGAUUGACAGCCAGGGGGCUGUAACAAGGAUAAUUUAUAAAUGUGACAAUCUCAAUUUUUCGAAAAUGGGGGGAAAAGGGGGCGUGCUCUUCACACACAAAGCAAGCUAAAGUACUUUAGAGGUCUGGAGUGUUGCAACAUCCACUAUCAUCCGACAUCUGUUGCGAGCCGGAAACUCCCUCCUGGAUCCUAUAACUUGUACAAACAAAAAAACACCUCUCUCUUUACGCAAGCAUUGCGAAGAGCAACACUGAAACUCUGCUAACACCUCUGACUAGUCCAGCAGACAGAGCCUCUUCAAGUUUCCUGCAAGGCCUGUGUGCUCCUUGGGCGCGACCUGCCCCCUCCGCGCGCUCUUGACGUGGCCUGCGCGCUCCUUGGCGCGGCCUGCCUUCCCUGUGCGCUCCUUGGUGCCGCCAGCCCCCUCUGCUCGCUCCUUGGUGCGGCCUGCCCCCUCUGCGCGCUGCUUGGUGCCGCCAGCCCCCUCCGCACGCUCCUUGGUGCAGCCUGCCCCCUUUGCUCGCUCAUUGGCACGGCCUGCCCCCUCUGCACGCUCCUUGGCAUGGCCUAUCUCCUCCGCACGCUCCUUGGCACCGCCUGCCCCCUUUGCGCGCUCCUUGGCAUUGGCCAGCCCCCUCCUCUUGCUCCUUGGCAUGGCAUGCCCCCAACCUCCCCCCCGCCCAUGCACUACUUUGCACGGCCUGCCCCCAAACCCCCUGUGCACUUCUUGGCAUGGCCUUCUCCCCCCCCUCCCCACCCGUGCACUCCUUGGAGCAUUACUUGUCCAGUUUAGCACUCGUCACAUGAGAUUGCUACAUAUACAGUUCUUACAAUGUGACCAGCCCAUUUUCUACAUGAUGUACUAUUGUACCACUCUGUGUGAAUGAAUGUUAGCGGGCGUUUAAAGCGUAUAUGUGGAAUGCAUGGUGUGUGAGUAGCAGAUCUAGGCAUAGAGCUUUAGUGUGAAAGGGAUAUGAAAUGAUUAAACUCUCUUGGGUGAGCGAGUUAAACUGAUAAGCAGGUCAGUGGAGGCUGUAGGUUAAAUUUCCCAUGAUGCCUAGCUUGGCAAACACCCGCCUUUAUAACAGUGUGUCUGUGAGCGUACUCUCAGUAAUUGUAAACCAGACUGCAAAUCACUAAAACAGCCCAGCUAGAACUUUACUGGAGUUGGAGCAUUUUUACAAAAUUUAUUGUUUUAGUUCAAAUAUUAGAGUUCAGUUUCCAUUCUACCGCCUUUCACUGGUGCGUGAGUUAACAUCAUUACUGAUCCCUUCCAUAGUUAGGGGCUUAGUGCGUAACCCCUGGGAUCUGCGUACAGUGUGUGACUUGCUUCCUUGUACUGAUCGCCUGUUUGGAUUAAGGACCAUGGACAGCGAUGCUGUGUGUUAGAGCACACAGUUCUGUUUCUAAACUGGUUUUGUCUGAUUCUACAUGUUUGUUCUAUUUACCCACUGUACAGCCCAGUGCUGUAUGCCAAACGAAAACAUAGUCUGCAAUGACAAGUUUAUCCCUUGCAAGUAACCAGUAGAUCAGAUUGUUUCUCUGUGACAAAUCAAGCUAGCCGUGGUAAUGGUGUGCUGGUAAUUUCUGUGUAUUAUAAAUAGAGGUCUUUAGACAUGUUAGAUCUACCUGAUCUGUCUGUAGUCCUAGAACUCGCUGAUACUAUUCCGGGGAAUGUGAGUGGUUACUGUGUGAUUGAGGGUUUGGAGUAUUACGGUUAGUGAAUGUACAUUUGCAUGCCUUUAAGUUGUAUGAGAACGCGGAGAUUUUAUGUAAUAAUAUUAUAUUAUAACUCUUAACACUUAAUUACAACCCGUCCCACUUUUCAUGGUAUAUUAUAACUGGUUUUUAUAUAUAUAUAUAUAUAUAUAUAUAUAUAUAUAUAAUAAUAUAGUAAGUCCCCACCUUGGGCAGGUUUCUACUUGCAGUAACUUUAGUCUGAACCAUAAAUGCAGUUUAUGGAGCGAAUCCAGUGGUCACUGUGAACCCCGCAUUGCAUGGGAUAUUCUGAAAGGUUUGCUUACCUGUCCAUGCGGUGUUUGACAGGGGUACAGAACAUACUUGCUCAGCUUUGGACUACAAUUCCCAUUAUUCUCUGCCAUCCCCUGUCUGUUAUGUUAAGAGUAACACUGUGUUUCAGCUCCACUUUGUGAAGAACUAGUUUUUAAAAUUUUUCUCCUCUUUUCAGAACUUCUUUUCCUUGGGUUUAACCAAUUACUGCUUGGAACAAAGGCCAAAAAUCAAACGGCAAUCGCUAGUAAUGAUAGAUGUUGUAGCUGGCAGUGACUGAACUAGCCAGGUGCUUCCUGUCUCCUCGUUGAUCCCAUAUAAGGGAUUUUCCUGCAAGUUAAUUAUUAAUACUGUGGUUGUACAUCGUUAUGGUGAAUGAGAGCAUUGUUGGGUACUAAGUAAGGCCCGCGGUUUCUCAGGGGUUGUGUAUCAGUGUGCAGUCUGUGUAAUAAUGUAUAGGUAUGUAUGGCUUGGUCUGCACCUUGUGACUGCGUGUGAUGUAUUUGGGUCAAUAUCUGCGCACGUUGGAGGAGAUGCCCGUUGAAAUGUGAGAAUGAGUCCGGCCUCCUAAAAUACUUACAUAUCAAACGCAUUCUUUACACCAUUCACCUGCGUGUUCGAUUUCACCUAACAAAUUCAUGCAUUUCCACGCUAACCAUGCUGGUCUAAUUUCACUCCCCUCCUUCCCUGACCUGCCGUUGUUCAACAUUCAGAUGGAGUAAUGUUUUUGCAUAUCAUUAAAGCUUUCUGCAGAACAACAGCGACAUCUGCAUGUGUCAUAAUAUCAGCAAUAUCGGCAUGCCAGGGCAUGUGGGGGAGGGGAGUGUGACCCCAGCCAUAUAAUUCACACCCAUCCUAUGCCAUGGCUCAACUCCUGCUAUGUCCCACCAUGUCCCAAGUCCAGGUGGUCAUUGAGAGGACAUAGAGAAAUAGAGAAAGUUAAAACAAACAGGUAAUACUGUGUAUGGUGAACACAAACAGGCUUCCAUAACAGUCUUAAUGAUCAAAAGUCUCACCUGCCACAUUUACACUUUGCUGCAAUGCAAGUGCCUCGAUAUCCUGGGGUCUGCUCUAACGAAACGAGCUGCCAGCGUCUUGUGAUUGGAUGGAGGUGGGAUCCCUGCUUUUAAUGGUGGGUGCCAAUGCGAAUGACCCAGCGUGUGCAGGACAUUGAGGAAUAGGGACAGUGUAGGCUGCCCACUCAUUUCCCGAUACCAGCCUCUUUCCCAACUUUUCUCCGCUCAGAACAUACUCCAGCUUGAGCAGCUCUAAUGAGAUGCAAAUGAGAUAUGCACAAAGCCAUACCCCGUAGGAUGAUUAACCACUGGAGACAUUAGCUGCCGACUUCAGGCUGUGUGACUUUAAUAACCCUCUGCCGCCCCUCCACUCUUGGUGGGGGCUCCUUACACCCCUUGGCAGAGGAGUAAGAUUCCCGGACUCAUUGCCCAUCCUUGCGUUUCUCCAGCUGGGGGGGCUCUGGGCUCCCCUCAUCCACAUGCAGAUUCCUCAGUGCUUGUCUUUGUAAUCCAGACAGUGUAAGAGAUGGCACUUCAUUAUUUCAUAGUGUGCCAAAGCUCGUUAGCUGAACAAUUAUUCCUCAUUAAAACCCAUUGCGGGUUUAUUAACAAUGCAAAAAAAUAAAAAAAGUAAUGAUAUCCUCUGCGAUUGGCAUAUGGUUAAUCAGAAGACAUCAGCGCAGCUGUAAAUCCUGUGCGGGUUUUAUAUUCCAAGCCUGGUGUCUCUGCCCAACACAACGGGCAGCAGCACAAACCCUCUGUGUAGUUUUGUAAAAUCCUCACCAUGUUGGCGUGACUCUUAUCUCACUGUAUGCUUUUUUUUUUUUCAGCACCAGCCCUUGGCCCUGCACCCAGUGCCCACAGACCAAACAACAGGAUCCAACUCCGCAACAUCCAUGUGAGUACCCCCAUCACCACACCAGCGCUCACCACAUAGCAGGGAACACGUUACAUAUACCCAGAGCUAGUGCCCGUCAGGGGCAGCACUCUUUUGUAAAGUGGCACACUGAUGUGCUUGACUCCACGUUUCUGCUCCUAUGUGUGACGCUCCAUCCCUCCACAUAGGCAGACCUAGGAGAAAAGGCUUUGGAUCGGCCCCAUUCAUCUCCCUGGUGAUAGCCGCAAAUGCAGAUAAAUCUCUCUCAGCCUCCUGAUCCUGCUGCUACUGGGAAGCUGCCUCUCCUGCUACGUACCUGCUUUGGAAGUGUUUGUGUGUCAAUGUGUGUUAAUAGGCGUAAGCUGAGUCCUGUGAUUGUGCCUCCAUGAUGCAGAUUGUGAUGUAUCCUGGGGCACAGAGGAGGUCCAAACACUUGACCACAGAAAGAUGUGUCCAUUGAGUAAUGUAGCAUUAUAUGCCCCCCAUUUGCAGCCUUUCUCUUGCUGCUGGCAUGUCCCUUGUCAAUAAAUGCCAGACAGCGGCCAUGGUAUAUCGAGAAGUCUGUAGUGCCUGUGCCAUCGCAGCCUCAUAACGGGCCAAACCCUUUUGUUUGUUGUUGACGAGACGUUUCUAUCUGUGUUGUUAAUUGUGAAAAUUUGAAUACGAAACGAGCUAGCACAGCCGCAGUAAAAAGGAGUCCCCUGAGAAGUAUCUGAUGCCUUGCGAGAUGCCAAGGUGUCCUUGGCACAGAUCCUUGUUCCCAGCUGUCAUUUUGUUGUGUUUUUUUCCCCUUUCUUUACAUUUCCUUUGCUCGUUGUUAGCGCACAUUACGUUCUCAGGGCGGGCAUCCGCAACAUGGCACCUCUGCUUUCCAUGGUGUGGAAGGAUACAUUAUUGCUUGUUCACUGCGGCAGAAUCAGACUUGGGGGAGGGGAGCCACAUCAGUCACCCCCAAACCCCCAGUCCCUGCCUCCUACAUGUUCCCCGUGUCUCUCUGCCUUGUUUUCCUGGGUGAGCAGCCUAGCACUAGUACUCGAUGCCCGUUCUUUGUCUGCUCCGAGGCUGUAAAGGAUCCCCAGCCCUACACCAUUGGCCGCCGUGACAUAUACCCGCUGCUGAUAUCAUACGAAACUGUGGCGUUGCCACUGAAUGGAUGGCAUCGUGCCAGCUCGUCUGCCAUCCGCCCAUGCAGCACUCUCCCCUCCUCCUCCUCCUGUCGGCUCGAUGUUAAUUAACAGACGGGCUAAUUGAUUUAAAAGCUGGAAAAAAAAAUUACAGUUAACUUUUCCCAGAGGGUAUGAGCGGCAGCAGGCUGGCAUGGGUCUGCUGGGUGUGGGGGAGGGGGCAGGCACAACGAGCCUGCAGCAAACGAAAAACGUAGCAGCAAGGCAGCAUUGGCUGCUUAUUGGAGAACGGUGGUGAAACUGCCUCUGCAUGACUGUAUACUGCCAUUAUAUUUUAUUCGAAAUAAGCUGGGCACUCCCUAUUCCCUCCCCCUGGGACAAAUGGGAGCCUUUCUGAACUUCUACCAAACCUCCCCUCCUCAACCAACCCCCAGUGACACCCUGCAAUUAGGUAAAAUAAUCCCAGGUGACAGAAUGCCAGGAUACAAUGAAAUAAUUAUGAAGUGUUCACUCUCGCACCCAGCACCCCCUCCCCUUCUUGAUACACAAGCGUUCAUAUAAAUCGUCUUAUCCCCCAAACCUCACGAUUCCUCGCCAGGGCUAGUUUGUGUUUUCGGCACUUGGCACAGUGACUUGGAUGAGGCUGGCGCUCUACACCCCCCAAACCCCCCUAUGCCCGCUUCCCUGCAAAGCAUCUUUUCCAUCUCCUCUCCAUGUGAAGAAGGCCUUCAGAGACUCUGAGCUCAGCCCCUACAGCACUGAACCAGUUAAUUAAGAGCACAAUUAGCCAUGCAAAUAUGGGCUUUGUUUGGAGACUCCUCUCCAGAAGGAGUGUUUGUUUAGUGGGGGUUUGUGUCUGGCAGAGGGUGGACAGUAGAAUGAGAAAUGCCAUCAUCGCCCUAUCUAGCCCUCCUUCCUGCACCUCUCUGGGAGAUAACGCUGCGGAGAGCAAGGAGGAAUACAAUGAGCAAAUCAUCCUGCAUUUGCAUAAUGUUCCCUGCCUUGAAUAUGCAGAUUAGCUGUAUAAUUUAUGAGUCCAGGCUCUGCAAAUGGCUGCUGUGUGUGUUCCUUUCCUAGAGGUUUCUGUGAAGGGGCUUCUUAUUGCCAGCUCGGCAUAGCCCCUCGCAACUAUCUAUCUAUCUACCUAUAUAGUAUCUAUCUAUCUAUCCAUCUAUCUAUCUAUAUAGUAUCUAUGUAUCUAUCUACCUAUCUAUAUCGUAUCUAUCUACCUAUCUAUACAGUAUCUACCUAUCUAUCUAUAUAGUAUCUAUGUAUCUAUCUAUCUAUCCAGUAUCUAUCUACCUAUCUAUACAGUAUCUACCUAUCUAUAUAGUAUCUAUGUAUCUAUGUAUCUAUCUAUCUAUCUAUCUAUCCAGUAUCUAUCUACCUAUCUAUACAGUAUCUACCUAUCUAUCUAUAUAGUAUCUAUGUAUCUAUCUAUCUAUCUAUCUAUCUAUCUAUCCAGUAUCUAUCUAUCUACCUAUCUAUCUAUACAGUAUCUACCUAUCUAUCUAUCUAUCCAGUAUCUAUCUAUCUAUCUACCUAUCUAUCUAUCUAUCUAUCUAUCUAUCCAGUAUCUACCUAUCUAUCUAUAUAGUAUCUAUCUACCUAUCUAUCUAUAUAGUAUCUAUGUAUCUAUCCAGUAUCUAUCUAUCUACCUAUCUAUAUAGUAUCUAUCUACCUAUAUAUCUAUACAGUAUCUAUCUAUCUAUCUAUCUACCUAUCUAUACAGUAUCUAUCUACCUAUCUAUACAGUAUCUAUCUAUCUAUCUAUCUACCUAUCUACCUAUAUAGUAUCUAUCUAUCUAUCUAUCUAUCUAUCUAUCUAUCCAGUAUCUAUCUAUCUAUCUAUAUAGUAUCUAUCUAUCAAUACUCUAUCUAUCUAUACGCUUUCUAUCUAUCUAUCCAUCUAUCUAUACUCUUUCUAUCUAUACGCUUUCUAUCUAUCUAUACAGUAUCUAUCUAUACAGUAUCUAUCUACCUAUCUAUUUAUCUACCUAUCUAUACAGUAUCUAUCUAUACAGUAUCUGUCUACCUAUCUAUUUAUCUAUCUAUCUACCUACCUAUCUAUCUAUACAGUAUCUAUCUACCUAUUUAUUUAUCUAUACAUACAGUAUCUAUCUAUUUAUCUAUUUCUAUAUAUCUCCGUCUAUCUAUCUAUCUAUACAGUAUCUGUCUCUGUCUAUCUAUCUAUCUAUCUAUACUCUUUCUUUCUUUCUGUCUGUCUGUCUGUCUAUCUAUCCUCUUUCUUUCUGUCUAUCUAUCUAUACUCUUUCUUUUCAUCUCUCUCUCUCUCUCUAUCUAUACUCUUUCUAUCUAUCUAUCUAUCUAUCUAUCCAGUAUCUAUCUACCUAUCUAUAUAGUAUCUAUCUACCUAUAUAUCUAUACAGUAUCUACCUAUCUAUCUAUAUAGUAUCUAUCUAUCCAGUAUCUAUCUAUCUAUCUAUCUACCUAUCUAUCUAUAUAGUAUCUAUCUAUCUAUCUAUACAGUAUCUACCUAUCUACCUAUCUAUCUAUAUAGUAUCUAUCUACCUAUCUAUCUAUAUAGUAUCUAUGUAUCUAUCCAGUAUCUAUCUAUCUACCUAUCUAUAUAGUAUCUAUCUAUCUAUCCAGUAUCUAUCUAUCUACCUAUCUAUAUAGUAUCUAUCUACCUAUAUAUCUAUACAGUAUCUACCUAUCUAUAUAGUAUCUACCUAUCUAUCUAUAUAGUAUCUACCUAUCUAUCUAUAUAGUAUCUAUCUAUCUAUCUAUCUAUCUAUACAGUAUCUAUCUAUCUACCUAUCUAUAUAGUAUCGAUUUACCUAUCUAUCUAUAUAGUAUCUAUGUAUCUAUCCAGUAUCUAUCUAUCUACCUAUCUAUAUAGUAUCUAUCUAUCUAUCCAGUAUCUAUCUAUCUACCUAUCUAUAUAGUAUCUAUAUACCUAUAUAUCUAUACAGUAUCUACCUAUCUAUCUAUCUAUACAGUAUCUACCUAUCUAUCUAUCUAUAUAGUAUCUAUCUAUCUACCUAUCUAUAUAGUAUCUAUCUACCUAUAUAUCUAUACAGUAUCUAUCUAUCUAUCUAUACAGUAUCUAUCUAUCUAUAUAGUAUCUAUGUAUCUAUCCAGUAUCUAUCUAUCUACCUAUAUAUAUAGUAUCUAUCUAUCUAUCUAUCUAUCUAUCUAUCUAUCUAUCUAUCCAGGAUCUACCUAUCUACCUAUCUAUCUAUAUAGUAUCUAUCUACCUAUCUAUCUAUAUAGUAUCUAUGUAUCUAUCCAGUAUCUAUCUAUCUACCUAUCUAUAUAGUAUCUAUCUAUCUAUCCAGUAUCUAUCUAUCUACCUAUCUAUAUAGUAUCUAUCUACCUAUAUAUCUAUACAGUAUCUACCUAUCUAUAUAGUAUCUACCUAUCUAUCUAUAUAGUAUCUACCUAUCUAUCUAUAUAGUAUCUAUCUAUCUAUCUAUCUAUACAGUAUCUAUCUAUCUACCUAUCUAUAUAGUAUCGAUUUACCUAUCUAUCUAUAUAGUAUCUAUGUAUCUAUCCAGUAUCUAUCUAUCUACCUAUCUAUAUAGUAUCUAUCUAUCUAUCCAGUAUCUAUCUAUCUACCUAUCUAUAUAGUAUCUAUAUACCUAUAUAUCUAUACAGUAUCUACCUAUCUAUCUAUCUAUACAGUAUCUACCUAUCUAUCUAUCUAUACAGUAUCUACCUAUCUAUCUAUCUAUAUAGUAUCUAUCUAUCUAUCUAUACAGUAUCUAUCUAUCUACCUAUCUAUAUAGUAUCUAUCUACCUAUAUAUCUAUACAGUAUCUAUCUAUCUAUCUAUACAGUAUCUAUCUAUCUAUAUAGUAUCUAUCUAUCUAUAUAGUAUCUAUCUAUCUAUCUAUACAGUAUCUACCUAUCUAUCUAUCUAUCUAUCUAUCUAUCCAGGAUCUACCUAUCUACCUAUCUAUCUAUAUAGUAUCUAUCUACCUAUCUAUCUAUAUAGUAUCUAUGUAUCUAUCCAGUAUCUAUCUAUCUACCUAUAUAUAUAGUAUCUAUCUAUCUAUCUAUCUAUCUAUCCAGGAUCUACCUAUCUACCUAUCUAUCUAUAUAGUAUCUAUGUAUCUAUCCAGUAUCUAUCUAUCUACCUAUAUAUAUAGUAUCUAUCUAUCUAUCUAUCUAUCCAGUAUCUAUCUAUCUAUCUAUCUAUCUAUAUAUCUAUACAGAUAUAUAUAUAUAUAUAGUAUCUAUCUACCUAUAUAUCUAUACAGUAUCUACCUAUCUAUCUAUACAGUAUCUACCUAUCUAUCUAUAUAGUAUCUAUCUACCUAUCUAUCUAUAUAGUAUCUAUGUAUCUAUCCAGUAUCUAUCUAUCUACCUAUAUAUAUAGUAUCUAUCUAUCUAUCCAGUAUCUAUCUAUCUAUCUACCUAUCUAUAUAGUAUCUAUCUACCUAUAUAUCUAUACAGUAUCUACCUAUCUAUCUAUCUAUACAGUAUCUACCUAUCUAUCUAUAUAGUAUCUAUCUAUCUAUACAGUAUCUAUCUAUCUAUCUAUAUAGUAUCUAUCUACCUAUAUAUCUAUACAGUAUCUAUCUAUCUAUCCAGUAUCUAUCUAUCUAUAUAGUAUCUAUCUAUCUAUCUAUCCAGUAUCUAUCUAUCUACCUAUCUAUAUAGUAUCUAUCUACCUAUAUAUCUAUACAGUAUCUACCUAUCUAUCUAUAUAGUAUCUAUCUAUCUAUAUAGUAUCUAUCUAUCUAUACUCUAUCUAUCUAUACGCUUUCUAUCGAUCUAUCCAUCUAUCUAUACUCUUUCUAUCUAUACGCUUUCUAUCUAUCUAUACAGUAUCUAUCUACCUAUCUACCUACCUAUCUAUACAGUAUCUAUCUAUACAGUAUCUGUCUAUCUGUCUACCUAUCUAUUUAUCUAUCUAUCUAUCUACCUACCUAUCUAUCUAUACAGUAUCUAUCUAUCUACCUAUCUAUUUAUCUAUACAUACAGUAUCUAUCUAUUUAUCUGUUUCUAUAUAUCUCCGUCUAUCUAUCUAUACAGUAUCUGUCUCUGUCUAUCUAUCUAUCUAUCUAUACUCUUUCUGUCUGUCUGUCUAUCUAUCUAUCCUCUUUCUUUCUAUCUAUCUAUCUAUACUCUUUCUUUUCAUCUCUCUCUCUCUCUAUCUAUACUCUUUCUAUCUAUCUAUCUAUCUAUCUAUCCUCUCUUUCUAUCGGUCUAUCUAUCCUCUUUCUUUUCAUCUCUCUCUAUCUAUACUCUUACUAUCGAUCUAUCUAUCUAUACUCUUUCUUUCUAUCUAUCUAUCUAUCUAUCUAUCUAUACUCUAUCUAUCUAUCUAUCUAUCCUCUUUCUAUCUAUCUAUCCUCUUUCUAUCUAUCUGUCUAUCUAUCUAUACUCUUUCUUUUCAUCUCUCUCUCUCUCUCUCUCUCUAUCCUCUUUCUAUCGGUCUAUCUAUCCUCUUUCUUUUCAUCUCUCUCUAUCUAUACUCUUUCUUUCUAUCUAUCUAUCUAUACUCUUUCUUUCUAUCUAUCUAUACUCUUUCUUUUCAUCUCUCUCUCUCUCUAUCUAUACUCUUUCUAUCUAUCUAUCUAUCUAUCUAUCUAUCCUCUCUUUCUAUCGGUCUAUCUAUCCUCUUUCUUUUCAUCUCUCUCUAUCUAUACUCUUACUAUCGAUCUAUCUAUCUAUCUAUACUCUUUCUUUCUAUCUAUCUAUCUAUCUAUACUCUAUCUAUCUAUCCUCUUUCUAUCUAUCUGUCUAUCUAUCUAUACUCUUUCUUUUCAUCUCUCUCUCUCUCUCUCUCUCUCUCUCUCUCUCUCUCUAUCCUCUUUCUAUCGGUCUAUCUAUCCUCUUUCUUUUCAUCUCUCUCUAUCUAUUCUCUUUCUAUCUAUCUAUCUAUCUAUACUCUUUCUAUCUAUCUAUAUAUCUAUCCUCUUUCUUUCUGUCUGUCUAUCUAUACUCUUUCUAUCUAUCUAUCUAUCUAUCUAUCUAUCUAUAUACGCUUUCUAUCUAUCUAUCUAUACUCUUUCUAUCUAUCUGUCUAUCUAUACUCUUUCUAUCUAUCUAUCUAUACGCUUUCUAUCUAUCUAUACUAUUUCUAUCUAUCUAUCUAUCUAUACUCUUUCUAUCUAUACUCUUUCUAUCUAUACUCUUUCUAUCUAUCUAUCUAUACGCUUUCUUUCUAUCUAUCUAUCUAUACUCUUUCUAUCUAUACGCUUUCUAUCUGCCAAUGUUCUAUGUAUCAAUAUUUGAUCUAUUUAUCUAUUUAUUCAAUGUGUCUGUCCAUCUAUGCAUAUACUAUCUAUUUGUGUAUAUCUUAUCUUUCUAGCCAUGGGUGUAUAUUCUAUUUAUCUAGCCGUCGUCCCUUAAUUAAAAUCCUAUCUGGAAUGGCUUAGUCAUAGUGAAUAACAUUAGGUUUCAAUUUCUUUCUCUAAGAUAAAACAAAAUCACAAAACGUUAUUAUAAUUCACCAUACAGAUGUGUGUACACAGUCUGUGUAUAUGUGGAAUGAUGUGUUUCAUACAAUGUAUCAAUGGACGUGUGUGUACACAGUCUGUGUAUAUGUGGAAUGAUGUUUCAUACAACGUAUCAAUGGAUGUGUGUGUACACAGUUUGUGUAUAUGUGGAAUGACGUGUGUGCACACAGUCUGUGUAUAUGUGGAAUGACGUGUGUGCACACAGUCUGUGUAUAUGUGGAAUGAUGUGAUGCAUACAAUGUAUCAGUGGAUGUGUGUGUACACAGUUUGUGUAUAUGUGGAAUGAUGUGAUGCUUAUAAUGUAUCAAUGGAUGUGUGUGUACACAGUCUGUGUAUAUGUGGAAUGAUGUGUUUCAUACAAUGUAUCAAUGGAUGUGUGUGUACACAGUCUGUGUAUAUGUGGAAUGAUGUGAUGCAUACAAUGUAUCAAUGGAUGUGUGUGUACACAGUCUGUGUAUAUGUGGAAUGAUGUGAUGCAUACAAUGUAUCAAUGGAUAUGUGUGUACACAGUCUGUGUAUAUGUGGAAUGAUGUGUUUCAUACAAUGUAUCAAUGGAUGUGUGUGUACACAGUCUGUGUAUAUGUGGAAUGAUGUGUCAUACAAUGUAUCAAUGGAUGUGUGUGUACACAGUCUGUGUAUAUGUGGAAUGAUGUGUUUCAUACAAUGUAUCAAUGGAUGUGUGUGUACACAGUCUGUGUAUAUGUGGAAUGAUGUGAUGCUUACAAUGUAUCAAUGGAUGUGUGUGUACACAGUCUGUGUAUAUGUGGAAUGAUGUGAUGCUUAUAAUGUAUCAAUGGAUGUGUGUGUACACAGUCUGUGUAUAUGUGGAAUGAUGUGAUGCAUACAAUGUAUCUAUGGAUGUGUGUGUACACAGUCUGUGUAUAUGUGGAAUGAUGUGUUUCAUACAAUGUAUCAAUGGAUGUGUGUGUCCACAGUCUGUGUAUAUUUGGAAUGAUGUGAUGCUUAUAAUGUAUCAAUGGAUGUGUGUGUACACAGUCUGUGUAUAUGUGGAAUGAUGUGAUGCAUACAAUGUAUCAAUGGAUGUGUGUGUACACAGUCUGUGUAUAUGUGGAAUGAUGUGUUGCAUACAAUGUAUCAAUGGAUGUGUGUGUACACAGUCUGUGUAUAUGUGGAAUGAUGUGUUUCAUACAAUGUAUCAAUGGAUGUGUGUGUCCACAGUCUGUGUAUAUUUGGAAUGAUGUGAUGCUUAUAAUGUAUCAAUGGAUGUGUGUGUACACAGUCUGUGUAUAUGUGGAAUGAUGUGAUGCAUACAAUGUAUCAAUGGAUGUGUGUGUACACAGUCUGUGUAUAUGUGGAAUGAUCUUGUUCUGCAUCCACAAUGUGAUGGAUGUGUGUGUGCACGGUCUGUGUAUGUGUGGAAUGAUGUGUUUGUGGUAUCAGUGGAUGUUGGUCUGUGUAUAUGUGUGGAAUGAUGUGUUUCAUACAAUGUAUCAAUGGAUGUGUGUGUGCACGGUCUGUGUAUAUGUGGAUGAUGUUGUAUACAAUGUAUCAGUGGAUGUUACAUAUACCAGUCUGUGUAUAUGUGGAAUGAUGUGUUUCAUACAAUCAAGUGGAUGUGUGUGUACACAGUCUGUGUAUAUGUGGAAUGAUGUGAUGCUUACAAUGUAUCAAUGGAUGUGUGUGUACACAGUCUGUGUAUAUGUGGAAUGAUGUGAUGCUUAUAAUGUAUCAAUGGAUGUGUGUGUACACAGUCUGUGUAUAUGUGGAAUGAUGUGAUGCAUACAAUGUAUCUAUGGAUGUGUGUGUACACAGUCUGUGUAUAUGUGGAAUGAUGUGUUUCAUACAAUGUAUCAAUGGAUGUGUGUGUCCACAGUCUGUGUAUAUUUGGAAUGAUGUGAUGCUUAUAAUGUAUCAAUGGAUGUGUGUGUACACAGUCUGUGUAUAUGUGGAAUGAUGUGAUGCAUACAAUGUAUCAAUGGAUGUGUGUGUACACAGUCUGUGUAUAUGUGGAAUGAUGUGUUGCAUACAAUGUAUCAAUGGAUGUGUGUGUACACAGUCUGUGUAUAUGUGGAAUGAUGUGUUUCAUACAAUGUAUCAAUGGAUGUGUGUGUCCACAGUCUGUGUAUAUUUGGAAUGAUGUGAUGCUUAUAAUGUAUCAAUGGAUGUGUGUGUACACAGUCUGUGUAUAUGUGGAAUGAUGUGAUGCAUACAAUGUAUCAAUGGAUGUGUGUGUACACAGUCUGUGUAUAUGUGGAAUGAUGUGUUUCAUACAAUGUAUCAAUGGAUGUGUGUGUACACAGUCUGUGUAUAUGUGGAAUGAUGUGUUUCAUACACUGUAUCAAUGGAUGUGUGUGUACACAGUCUGUGUAUAUGUGGAAUGAUGUGAUGCAUACAAUGUAUCAAUGGAUGUGUGUGUACACAGUCUGUGUAUAUGUGGAAUGAUGUGUUUCAUACAAUGUAUCAAUGUGUGUGUGUUUCAUUAAUAUAUAAUUCCUCAAUGCUUGUUAUAUGGUGCGGUUCAGUCUGCCAGUAGACAUGAUCCGAGUUCCUUUCCCAUUUUGCUGUGAGCUAGAGCUGGGAUGGUCCCACAGUCUGCUGGAUAUGGCUGAUUUACAGAUCACCUGAGAAGUACACCUGAUUUGUGGACAUGGGAUGUGUGAAGUUCAGGUAGAUAAAAUCCCAGGGACGGGUGGCAUCAUCUUACAAAUGCAUUGCAGUGACACACGCCUGGUACUAGUAAUAAGUGGAACCUUUGUAGUUAAUCAUCUGGGAGCUUGUCUUCUCUGCAUGUGUCUCUGUGUAGUCUAUCUAUUUUAUACACGUCUCAUGAUUCUUAAUGUUCUAUUUUCCAUUAAAUGUACAACUGAAUAUCUUUCCAUUCUCCCUAUUGUCAUUUCCAUGGGGUGUUCCGCCAGAUCAAUGGAAAUGGCUUCUCUUUACGUGAACUUAUCGUGUGUGAGUUUCCCUAUCUAUAGCAGGACCGGGGUUGGCUGAGUGAGAGGGGACUGUCCUGGGACUGCGGGAGAGAGAUUACCACGCUCUAGCCAUACAAUCAUUCAGUUAUGAAAUGCUGAAUUAAAUAGACAGAAAUUGUUACUGUAGAAAUAUAGCGUGCCAAUAAGAAAAACAAAUGGCAACAUUGAUAGAUCCUAUUGGCUGUGGCUAUUCUACGAUGUGAUGCUCACCAUCGCCCCAUCUCCAAUCAUUAUCAUUGGUAUUUAUACAGCAUUAACAUUGUUUUUAAUUAGUUGGAAAGCAAUACUUGCGAAUCGUACUUUACUGAAUUAUAUAUAAAUCCAAGAGGCUGCCCUCACCUGAACAUGCAUACAUAGGGUGCUGCUACACACAAAAUCCAUUCACUAAACAGCAAUGUAAUCAUUUUCUUUAAAAACACCUCACCUAGGCAGAAAAUAAUGGGCGCAUAGUCACAAUAUAUAAUCAUACGUUGCAAAAGCCUGCCACAACCUGUGAGCCUUGAAAUGGUGGGCUAGUGAAAGAGUGAAUGUGCUGGAUCUUAAAUUGUAUUUUUGUAUAUUGUAAAUAAAAGCUAAUUUUUAUUUUUCUACUGAAAAAGUCCUUGGAGUGUUGUCGUGGAGAGUAAGUGUAUAUAUAUUUUUAAGGCCAGAGACCUGUAAUUGUGGGAGGAGUUAGCGUUCCUUUAAAACCCCUUUCCUCUCUCUUACCUGGGUCGUGCCAUACACCUCUCCCCCUCUUCCACUUUCAAUCUUGGUAGGCCCUCUACCCAUACGUCGGUUUCAGCCACUACCGAUUUGCACCAUCACCUGUGUUAUCACACCUUACCAUAAAUAUACACACCCAGACAAUCCAGGGACAGUCUGAGCGGAAUUAUCCACACGAUUAUUAUUACACGCCACGACAACAUUAACAGAACUAGUUCUCAAGGUUUAAAUCCUUUAUUUUAGAGCAGUGAGGAAUUCUGUCGCCUACACGUGGCUGAGAGAGCAUAUACAGUGUAUGAGUUCCACUACGUCGUACCACAAGUGGUCUCUUUCUCACAGCAUUUGUACACGUGGGACACGGCAGUGUGGUCCAUGUAUUUUCCUAUACUUUGCGUAUACUCUGUUUCCUUGUUUGCCUGCGAUCCCAUUAAUCUUUGGAAACGUAAAAACAUUUUGUUUCUUUAGUGACUGCCUCACGGUAUACAUUCUUUAUACUAUGCACCCUCACUGUGUACAUUCUUUAUACUAUACAUCCUCACUGUGUACACCCUCACUGUGUACACUCUUUAUACUAUACAUCCUCACUGUGUACACCCUCACUGUGUACACUCUUUAUACUAUACAUCCUCACUGUGUACACUCUUUAUACUAUACAUCCUCACUGUGUACACUCUUUAUACUAUACACCAUUUACAGUGUACACCCUUUACACUAUACACCCUCACUGUGUACACCCUUUACACUAUACACCUUCACUGUGUACACCCUUUACACUAUACACCCUCACUGUGUACACCCUUUACACUAUACACCCUCACUGCGUACACUCUUUACACUGUACACUCUUUACACUAUGCACCCUCACUGUGGACACCCUUUACACUAUGCACCCUCACUGUGUACACCCUUUACACUAUGCACCCUCACUGUGUACACCCUUUACACUAUGCACCCUCACUGUGUACACUCUUUACACUAUACACCCUCACUGUGUACACUCUUUACACUAUACACCCUCACUGUGUACACUCUUUACACUGUACACUCUUUACACUAUACACCCUCACUGUGGACACCCUUUACACUAUGCACCCUCACUGUGUACACCCUUUACACUAUGCACCCUCACUGUGUACACCCUUUACACUAUACACCCUCACUGUGUACACCCUUUACACUAUACACCCUCACUGUGUACCCUCUUUACACUAUGCACCCUCACUGUGUACCCUCUUUACACUAUACACCCUCACUGUGUACACCCUUUACACUAUGCACCCUCACUGUGUACACUCUUUACACUAUACACCCUCACUGUGUACACUCUUUACACUAUACACCCUCACUGCGUACACUCUUUACACUGUACACUCUUUACACUAUACACCCUCACUGUGGACACCCUUUACACUAUGCACCCUCACUGUGGACACCCUUUACACUAUACACCCUCCCUGUGUACACCCUUUACACUAUACACCCUCACUGUGUACCCUCUUUACACUAUGCACCCUCACUGUGUACCCUCUUUACACUAUGCACCCUCACUGUGUACCCUCUUUACACUAUACACCCUCACUUUGUACACCCUUUACACUAUACACCCUCACUGUGUACACCCUUUACACUAUACACCCUCACUGUGUACACCCUUUACACUAUACACCCUCCCUGUGUACACUCUUUACACUAUACACCCUCCCUGUGUACCCUCUUUACACUAUACACCCUCACUGUGUACCCUCUUUACACUAUACACCCUCACUGUGUACCCUCUUUACACUAUACACCCUCACUGUGUACACCCUUUACACUAUACACCCUCACUGUGUACACCCUUUACACUAUACACCUUCACUGUGUACACCCUUUACACUAUACACCCUCACUGUGUACACCCUUUACACUAUACACUCUCACUGUGUACACCCUUUACACUAUACACCCUCCCUGUGUACCCUCUUUACACUAUACACCCUCCCUGUGUACACUCUUUACACUAUACACCCUCACUGUGUACACUCUUUACACUAUACACCCUCCCUGUGUACACCCUUUACACUAUACACCCUCACUGUGUACACCCUUUACACUAUGCACCCUCACUGUGUACCCUCUUUACACUAUACACCCUCACUGUGUACACUCUUUACACUAUACACCCUCACUGUGUACCCUCUUUACACUAUACAACCUUUACUGUGUACCCUCUUUACACUAUACACCCUCACUGUGUACCCUCUUUACACUAUACACCCUCACUGUGUACACUCUUUACACUAUACACCCUCACUGUGUACACCCUUUACACUAUACACCCUCACUGUGUACACUCUUUACACUAUACACCCUCACUGUGUACACUCUUUACACUAUACACCCUCACUGUGUACCCUCUUUAAACUAUACACCCUCACUGUGUACACUCUUUACACUAUACAUCCUCACUGUGUACACCCUUUACACUAUACACCCUCACUGUGUACACCUUAUACAUCUUACAGACUCCCUAUUCACUCUCACUAUACACCCCUUACACUAUACCAUCACUAUGUAAACUUUCCACUAUAUACCAUCACUAUACACCUUCGGUAUUACACUAUUCACUCUCACUAUGCAGCUUAUACUCGUUAUACACUCUUUACACUACACCAUCACUAUACACCGUACACCUUCAGUAUACACUUGCGCACUAUAUAUCCAUAUAAUACAUUCACGCUUUAAGCACCAUACACUAAACCAAACUACCUUUUAGGAUGCCCAAUGGAGGGUGUCCAGUACAAUACCUUUUUUAUAACCAUGAUGUAUAGUUGGUAAAACAAUUGUAAACCCAGCUAAUAAACUGCAGUGAAUUCCUCAGAUCCUCCUUGUUUUGUUGGUGGCAUUGUGCACUCUGAUAACGUGCUCGUUGGACAGACUCACUGAUGGGGUGAAACAGGGAAAGUCAUUGGGAGCUUGGAAAAAGUACUGUUUGAGUACUGUUAACACUUUGCAGUCCUUGUAUGUUAAAGGUCUACUCUCAUUCUUCAUUAACCCUUCACACCCCACACAAUAUCCUUUCACCCUGCCCUCACACACACACACAGCUGGCGGCCCUAACAUGUAUGUCUGUCCAGAGGGGCCGUGCGGGAGCUGGAAGCCUUGGAAGACCUGGUGAUGACCAAAGAGCAGCUGAUUCAACAGUUACACACUCAGCUGAGGGACGCCAUCCACAGUCAGGAGCUGAGCCGCAUGGAGGUGAGUGCACACUCAUAGUUUUCCUUCCCAGUGGGUUUAAACUGGGGUCUCCAUCUCUGCAGUUACAGAACGGGUCACCUUAUGUAGAACAUCUCGUGUACCAGAAAGCCAUAGUAAAAUCACAGGGGUAGAUAGAUAGAUAAAUAUCUGGACACUAGCUUGCUGCCUCCCUCUCCCUCCCGGGGACAUUAUUGUAACGCUGUCCCUGUGCGCAGCUGGGAGCGAACAUUUAAUAGCCCAUACUCCCUUCGCGUUCACCCUGCACCAUUCUCCCAGCCUUCCAGUACAAGACAAUCUAAUGCUCAUAUCUCAGCCUGGAAUCUAUCAUGACGAAUGGCUGAGUAAUGGACUUGGAGUACAUUAGUGAAGCCCAGAGUAAUGGCCAGCUGUUGCCUGUGGCUCCUAAUGCUGAUCACUCAUAGUGUCUUCAGCUCAUUAGCUGCUGGCAGACUUGGCUCCUGUACAGGUGGAUAGCAGCCCGGCUUGAUUUGUAUACUGUGGGAUAUAGCAAGGUAGAGCGGAGAGUAUAAUAUGGCACUGAACGCAUUACAUGUUAUAUAUGAGGUUAUGUUUUAGGACUUCCACCUGGCACGGAGCUCCUGUGCUGCGCAACGCUUGUGCUUUUCCCAAUUAUGUCCUGAGCUCAUUGCUUUACUGUAAGACUGUUACUUUAUAGUCUUUUGAUUCCAACCUUCCUUUUCUGUCUUUUUUCCACCUCUAGUAUUCCUAUCUCCUGCUAUUAUCGGCUCUUGGUUUAUCUUCGUAACUUUCUUCAUUGUCUCUUUCAUCUCACAUGAUCCUUAUCCCACCACGUUGUGCGUCUUCCCUCUGAUCAGAUCCUUGAAAAGGAUGAUCGGCUACAGGAGCUACAGACGAUUAUUACUGAACUGCAUGAGGAGAUCUCGCUGAAAGACGCCAAGGCAGUAACGCAUCUACAGGAAAAACAUCAGCUGGAGAAUCGGCUCAAAGCUCUGAGUCCGCCCGUGAGUUCUGUCCUCACAUUGCUCGCGGCAUGAUGUUUCAUGGGGUGAUUUGUGUACACGAACAAGGGAUCCCUGGACAUUCUAAUCUACAAUUUGCAGUUUUAUUGUCAAUUAUCUUUAUUUCCUAGUUUAAUCUGAAAGCUUUUCUCUGUGUGUAAUUAUAAUCAUUAUAUAUGAUUUCACUCGAUCAGGUUACCGGGAGCCAGACUGACGCGUCUUUAGUAGAUUCCCUUGCAGCGGUCUCCAAAACAAAUGAACUACUGAAAACAGAGGUCGGUGUGAGUGGGGGCUUUGUUGACGGAGGUGGGAUUGAUAAUUGGGUUAAGGUAGAGGGGGUUAGACAGCAUCCACACGGAAGAGCAGCCAUGGUGGUUUGGGAUAAGGUCAAGUGUUUAUAAAAAGAAUACAUGGGUGGAAAGGAAAAGCAAGUAUGGAAAGUGUAGUGUUUUUUCUUGAUUGGACAUGUCUAAUGAUUUCAUAUGGAUGUUCGUUCCCCUUGUUCAUUAUACAAAAAUCUAGAUACCUGACCCACCCUGCAUUUAUCUCUAAACACUAAUUUCUACCUCUUCCAGUUGGAUCGAAGAGAUGGGGAGUUGAGAAAUGCUCAGUCUGUGCUUCUUGCUGUCCAGAACACACGGGAUGUACUGUCCUGCGAGGUAACACAGGAUCCCAGUCUCCAAUAGCCUCAAUAUUGUGCUUCUUACCUGAUGGCUAAAUCACCGAUAUCCUCUCUUUUUACAAGCUGGAUGCCCAGGAACAGCAAGUGUACAGACUCCAGCGGGAGCUUAAAGAGAGACAGGAAGAACUGGAGCAGAGACACAGCCGCAUACAGCAGCUUCAUCAGGAUCUCGAGACCUACUCCAGCCAACGAGAAGAGGCCCACCGGCAGGCAAGAUAUUCCCUGGCAACCUGAGGGGCCACAUUACCGCUUUCUGAAUUAUUUUAACAUUUUCAGAAUACACAAAAAAGAUUUCCCUAAUAUUGACAAUCAGUAGAUACUCCCCUUUGACGUUCAUAUCUUUCUUGCAGUAAGCUGUGUCCAGAAAGAGGAAAGCAUGAACUUCUUGCCAUGAUGUGAGAGUAAGGGGUGGACGUAUAGCUACAAAUCUUCACUUCACUAUAGCUUCACUUGUUAUACACCAUGUGUGGGCAGUUAUAAUACACAGUGGGCAGAGAGACAGAUACAGGGGACCUCCGUACAGCGUAACCUUAUAGCUACAGUUAUAUUACACUGUGUGCGGGGAGACAGGGGACCUCCUUACACCAUAACCUUAUAGCUGCAGUUAUAAUACACUAUGUGCAGGGAGACAGGGGAUCUCCUUACACCAUAACCUUAUAGCUGCAGUUAUAAUACACUGUGUGCGGAGAGACAGUGGACCUCCUUACACCAUAACCUUAUAGUUGCAGUUAUAAUACACUGUGUGCGGGGAGACAGGGGAUCUCCUUACACCAUAACCUUAUAGCUGCAGUUACAACACACUGUGUGCGGGGAGACAGGGGACCUCCUUACACCAUAACCUUAUAGCUGCAGUUAUAAUACACUGUGUGCGGGGAGACAGGGGACCUCCUUACACCAUAACCUUAUAGCUGCAGUUAUAAUACACUGUGUGCGGGGAGACAGGGGAUCUCCUUACACCAUAACCUUAUAGCUGCAGUUAUAAUACACUGUGUGCGGGGAGACAGGGGCCUCCUUACACCAUAACCUUAUAGCUGCAGUUAUAAUACACUGUGUGCGGGGAGACAGGGGACCUCCUUACACCAUAACCUUAUAGCUGCAGUUAUAAUACACUGUGUGCGGGGAGACAGGGGACCUCCUUACACCAUAACCUUAUAGCUGCAGUUAUAAUACACUGUGUGCAGGGAGACAGGGGACUUCCUUACACCAUAACCUUAUAGCUGCAGUUAUAAUACACUGUGUGCGGGGAGACAGGGGACCUCCUUACACCAUAACCUUAUAGCUGCAGUUACAAUACACUGUGUGCGGGGAGACAGGGGACCUCCUUACACCAUAACCUUAUAGCUGCAGUUAUAAUACACUGUGUGCGGGGAGACAGGGGACCUCCUUACACCAUAACCUUAUAGCUGCAGUUAUAAUACACUGUGUGCGGGGAGACAGGGGAUCUCCUUACACCAUAACCUUAUAGCUGCAGUUAUAAUACACUGUGUGCGGGGAGACAGGGGACCUCCUUACACCAUAACCUUAUAGCUGCAGUUAUAAUACACUGUGUGCGGGGAGACAGGGGACCUCCUUACACCAUAACCUUAUAGCUGCAGUUAUAAUACACUGUGUGCGGGGAGACAGGGGACCUCCUUACACCAUAACCUUAUAGCUGCAGUUAUAAUACACUGUGUGCGGGGAGACAGGGGACCUCCUUACACCAUAACCUUAUAGCUGCAGUUAUAAUACACUGUGUGCAUGGGGAGACAGGGGGACCUCCUUACACCAUAACCUUAUAGCUGCAGUUAUAAUACACUGUGUGCGGGGAGACAGGGGACCUCCUUACACCAUAACCUUAUAGCUGCAGUUAUAAUACACUGUGUGCGGGAGACAGGGGACCUCCUUACACCAUAACCUUAUAGCUGCAGUUAUAAUACACUGUGUGCGGGGAGACAGGGGACCUCCUUACACCAUAACCUUAUAGCUGCAGUUAUAAUACACUGUGUGCGGGUAGACAGGGUACCUCCUUACACCAUAACCUUAUAGCUGCAGUUAUAAUACACUGUGUGCGGGGAGACAUGGGUCCUCCUUACACCAUAACCUUAUAGCUGCAGUUAUAAUACACUGUGUGCGGGGAGACAUGGGACCUCCUUACACCAUAACCUUAUUGCUGCAGUUUUACUGUGUGGAGAGACAGGGGACCUCCUUAAACCAUAACCUUAAAGCUGCAGUUAUAAUACACUGUGUGCGGGGAGACAUGGGACCUCCUUACACCAUAACCUUAUUGCUGCAGUUUUACUGUGUGGAGAGACAGGGGACCUCCUUAAACCAUAACCUUAAAGCUGCAGUUAUAAUACACUGUGUGCAGGGAGACCAGGACAGGGGACCUCAGUGUUGUACCAAGCGCUUGCAUUUAGGGGAUACCUGUCUUCAAGCUGCUGUGGACUAUUAACUCCUAUCCUUAGCAUGUGAAUGAUUUGAAGCACUUUCAGCUAGUUUGCAUACACCUGCUUGUCACUAUGUAGACAAAAUGAAAAACAAAAUGCUGUGUGCGCAUGUCUGCUGGUGAGUAACAUUUAGGGGUGUAUGUUAGUAUUUAGUAAUAGUCUGUGGCUUCCAGCAUCACUUUUCACAUUUCCUGUUGCCAGGUAUCAGAGUGCAACAUGCGCCUCUCCCAGCUGGAAGGAGAAAAUUAUGCUUUAAAGGUGCGUCAUCGAGAGCAAGAAGCGGAGGUAAAGUCAUUACUCCUGAUGGAGAUUGGGAACAUUUUCUGCCAUGUUCCAGUGCUUCUCUUAAGGAAGCUUUGUUUUGUUUUGUUUUUUGGUAGAUCGAGAAGCUGAGGAGAGAGUCGCUGAGCAAGCAGAGAGCAGACAUGACGCAGCCAGCUUGGGAUCUGGAGCAGAGAUUUUCAGAUGCAGAGAGCCAUGAUCAGGAGAGUCAUGGGACCAUCCAGCAACUGCGUGCAGAGCUCAGAGAGGCUGCGUUUACUGUAAGUCUAUAUAGACAGUGAGGGGCAUUUCUAACAUUCUGUGCUUUUCCCAUCACUAGUCUCACUGUGAUAUCUUAUCCCUGACACAGCUUCCACCAUCACAAUCCAAAAUCUUAAUCAGGUGCCAGAUGGUUUACUUCCUGCUGUUACCUGCAUUAGGAGCUCUUUCUGUCCCUUAGCAGAGUUACUGGCCAUUUGUUAAAGUGCAGCUUGCCUCACAUUCUCUGCAGGACUGCAAGUACCUUCCACCAGGUUACCUGAACUCACCGGAUACUGGAACCACCUGUUGGUGGGUCUGCUGUACGGGUCAGAUUUCUGUGCAUUAUUAUUAUUAUUAUUAUUGAUAAAGCGCCAACAAAUUGUGCAGCGCUGUACAAUGGGAUUGAUUUUAUAUUUAAAUAAAUUCUUCUUCGUUGUAGAUUUCUAGUUCUAGUCCUUUGUUUGAUAAAAAUUCUAAGUAAAAAAAAUAAGUUUCUAUAAAUUAUUAUUCUAAGUGACAUUUAUAUGGAGCCAACUUAUUCCGCAACGCUUUCCAAUAUUAUAAAAGGGGGUAAGUUAACCAUAAAUGAGACAAUUACAAAAUGUUACAGGAACAAUAGGUCGAUGAGGAACUUGUUUAACAUGAGCUUACAGUUUGGAGUGCUUAAAGUAACAUACAAACUUGUAUUCCUGAACCUAUAAAACCACCAUUUAUGUGGCUUGCCCACUUAGAAAGGGUUAAACCCUUUCUCCAGCUCUCCAGCAGGUUCUGGCCCCGUCCCGCACCGAUCCACCUCUUUGGCUGCCAUAAUCAGAAAUGAUGAUCUCAACCAAUCCAAUGCUUUCCCUAGAGAAGGGUAAGAUCAUCAACCUGGCCAAUCCGCAUCUCCUCAUAGAGAUACAUUAAAUCAGUGCAUCUUUAUAAGGAAACUUCAGUGUCUCCAUGCAGAGGGUGGAGACACUGAAUUUCAGUCACACCUUUAGCCAUCUGAGGAGAGGCCAGUGGAGGUAUCCCUAGGCUGCAAUGUAAACACUGUCUUUACUCUGCAAAUUUAUGGCAAAAAGGCUGAAGGAAAUGAUUCUACUCACCAGAACAAAUUCAAUAAGCUGUAGUUGUUCUGGUGACUAUAGCGUCUCUUUAAUCUGUAUACUAUACAAUAAGCUGUUACAUUAAGCUGUAGUUGUUCUGGUGACUAUAGUGUCCUAAUAAAUCUAUAUGUCACAGCGAAUGAUAAAUUAGUGUAUCCCAUAAUUGGAAAUGUUUAUGGGCAGUGUGUGCCUCAACCUUUAAUAUAUGUAUGGAGGUUACCAGUCAGCGAUCACGCAGUGUUUUGCGGUAGGUAAUAACCUGACCCAGUAUCCCCUCACUGUAUGAGCAGCUGACCUGGCGCUGAGUGUGUGUUACUGCAAUGCUCAAUACAUAUAUCAUCAUAUCUCUCCCUGUAGGUGGGUGCACUGCAGGAACAGCUGCUGGGAUUGCAGGCAGAGGCAGCGUCCCUGCGAGGGAGGUACAGUUGCUGUCAGCGGGAGGCGCUGGAACUGCAGGAACAUGUUUUGGAGCAGGAGCACAGAAUUGUAGAGCUUCAAAAGCAGAACCGUGACACUGUGGAGAAUCUUCACCGAGCCCGUGAACAGGCAAGCUCCGGGGGCCACUCACUGCACCCAGAAGGCAAUAAUUAAUAUCUCCUUCUGACUGUCCAUUUACUUCUAUAGUUGCGAAAUCAGGAGCAGUCUGUGCGCGAACUUCGUGAAGAAAGAUCGAGACUCCAAGAGCACAGUCAACGCCUCGAACAGGAGACUGGCGCGCUUCAUGCUGAGCUGGAAACGCAAAGCUUAACACUAAGCGAGCACAGCAGCGUAACGGCCAGUAAGGUGAGGGCUUGUAUACCAUCAUUACAUUAGGGAGAUAAAUAGCUCUCCGGCUAUUUAACGAUAGUCAUAGAAGCACAUUGGGAAGAAACAAUUAAUAUAAGUGCUUGUUCCAAUGCUGUGCGGGUAGACGUGAAUAGUUUAAUGUGUGAAAAACAAUUUUUCUUCUAUUCUUGAUCAGUUCACAAGUAUAGCGUGUCUGCGUCCAGAUAUCGCUGAUUAAACCUCACAUUUAAUUUAUUUUAAUGACUCGUUACUUCAGUAUGAUUCAUAUUUUGGCUUUUCAUGUUGAAAUCUAUAAAAGAAAGAUUUGUAAAUCAAGUGAUCACAAUAUUCUAACUCUGAAAUCUGAUGCAUAUCGAUGUACAAAACAUUUUUACCAAUGAUUUGUGACACAGUUAAAGUGCUCCUAUCUGCAGUUAUCAUUGUAACUAUAAAUGACUGGCAUCUGCCAAUUUAAUGUUUUACUUUCAUUCUAAUCUAAAAUACAAAUAAGGGUUUGGAAUGGUUGCGCAUGGAUCAGUUUGUUUCCAUGGUUGAAUGUGGUCUACAAUCACUGGGUAGAAAGCCACACUGGAUAUCUGCUCAGCCCAUAUAUAUCCAUAUGUUUCACUAACGCAAAAUACAGAUAAAAUGUUAGGACAAACGGUCUAAAGCUGAGCUUGUCAUCUUUGCAUAUGGAGGUUACCGUGUCAUCGUACGCUGCUGGUUCUAUUUUUCAGCUAAACCGCAAGGAACAGGAAGUUGAUCGUUUGCGUCGAGAUAUUCAGGCUAUGCGCAGGCACACACAGCACGCAGAGGAGAAGGUACCACCACUGGGCUUGUGACUGCUUAUGUUAAUGAAUAGUGGAAGAUGUACAUUCCAUUUUAAGCAAAUUCGUGUGUCUGUCAUUAACAGAAUGGGGGACUGUGUGCUGCUUUGCUCUGAUGUUUAUUUUAAAAUGGGCAAACUGGGUGCAGGCAAUGGUGAUCGUGGCAACUUUAACAAUUAAUGCUUAUCUCUACAGCAUGCUCCUAUAAUAGAGGUAUGGGUGGGGGUGGAGCCAGGCCAGCAGAUUGGAUGUUUAUAGGUUACUUCUGCUGGUCUUCAAGUGGUCAGCCACAGGGUCAGGGAGUAUUACUUGAAGCUCUUAUUGCUCCCCCUCUCGCCCCCCCCACACACAGUGCGACUCAGUAGGUUAAUUCUAGCUGUUUGUUGGCAUGAACCAGUCUGAAUGUGACCUAAUGUAGCGUCAUCCCAUUAUAGGCUGUGCAGCAGGAGGCCACAUCAAGCAAUCUCCAGGAGAAGCUCUCAUUGUGUCACAUUGAGAAGACCUCUCUGUCUGACACUAUAAAAAGGCUGGAAAGAGAGCUGUGUGAUGUAAACACUAACAGAAAAGAUCUGGAACAAGAGGUAUGCUAUGGGAGAGUAAACGGGUAUUAGUUGGGUAGGCGGCCUCUGAGGGAUAAAGUUGUACAUCGAUAUGGAUCUCCAUCCAGAGAGGUCUUUUAGUCACUCAGCUGCCACCUCACACCUGCCUUACUAUAAUCUCACCAGAUAAAGCUGCAGAGUGAGACUAUGGAGAAGCUGCAAGCUCAGCUAUCGAUCUGCGAGACGGAGCGGGAUACGGCCUGUGAAAAGAGCGUGGAGCUCCACAGUGACAGAGACAUCCUGCAGAGCAAGGUCCACCAGCUUCAACGAGAGGUAGCACCUUCUAACAGCAUCAGUGAUCACUACCUGAUAUGUUAUACUGGACGUGUCCUUCACUCUCUGCUAUACUGUCCCACUCACACAAUCUGUGUGCGUCACUCGUGGUGUAAUUUAACACCCUGUGCCAGUCCAGAUGUGUUUUGGGGGGAUCUGUGCAAUGUUAAUUCAUUGUCCCCCAGCUGUCAUUAAGUCUAUUCUAUCUGUCACACCCUGCAGAUCUCAAAUGUGGAACAGAGUAUGAGCACCGCCCUGCAGGAAGUAGAGAUCCUGAGACUGGAGGUCACUAGGAAAGACGCAGAGCUCCUUGCUGUGAGAGAAGAGCUUCACAUCUGCCAGGAUACUCUGCAGAGUGCUCUAAAGGAGAAAUCGGAGACAAUACAGGAGGCAGAAGAACAGGUACUGGCUGGCUGUUAGCGUUCGUACUACUUCUGGUAAAAUGGGAAUUCACCUAGUUUCAGGAAGCUUGUGUUUUUUCCCUCAGGUGCAGCAGAAGGAGAAAUUGCUUUCAUCCCUGCAGGAGGAGGUAACGGCAUUAAGAGAGCAGCGGGAAAGCUUCCGAUCCCAGGUAGGUAGAACGAAGAAUGUUUUACACUAGGUCUAAGGUGUGUACAGGGUAGAAUGGGGCCUUACCAUUAAACAUUCACUGCCUGGGUAGAUUGCUGGCACAUGGUGUCUGAGUCCCUGAAUCCAUCUCCUUUACAGCUGGUGCAGAGCCGUGAGUUGGUGGAGCAGCAGAAGCAGCAGAUAGCAGACUUGACAGAAGAGCUGACUGUCAGAGCACAGACGGUGUCUCAGCUCAAUUCAGCAAAGGAUAAACUAGAGCUGGAAUUUAGCAUCCUGACCGAGAAACACAAAGCGGCUCAGAAAGAGGUAACUCCAGUCACUGGUUCUGGGCAGUCAGGGAAUGUGUCCUCUAUUCCUGUAGCCUCACACGCUAUUCCAACCCCAAUCUCCAGCUGAAUCCCCUUACAUAUAUCAUGGUUGAUUCUGUUUCACCUUAUAUCCAUACUUCUUCCAUGUUUAUAUUUCUCAUCAGGUUUCUAGCAGAGACCAGACGAUUGUCAGCCUUCGAACUGACCUCACUACUAGAGAGCAAGAGCUGCAGGAAGUACAAAGAGAGGUUAGCUUAUCUUGUACACCACGAGGUCCAUGUUGUGUUUGUAUUUAGUGUUAAUGAUUGGGAUGUGAUUGACAUUCUUGAGAUAUGAAGGUUACAAUGUUAGACAUAUAGGAGUUAUCAUCUAAUAAGACGAUCAUGUGUUUGCAGCUCACUGAGCGUUCUGAGGAAUUGAGUUCCCUUCGCUUAAAGCUGAAGAACCUGCAGAGUGAUGUUCAGAGCCUUCAGGAAAUCUGCACUGAGCAUGAAACUACAGCCACGGACAAGGAAAAACUAAUAUAUGGGCUGCAACAGGAGAAAGAGGAAAAUCUGUCAGAGGUGAGCGGGAUUCUGGGAAUUGGAAGUAAGAGGUGAGAGGGAUCCUGGAAAUUGGAAGUACGAGGUGAGAGGGAUUCUGGGAAUGGAAGUAAGACGUAAGAGGUGAGAGGGAUCCUGGGAAUUGGAAGUACGAGGUGAGAGGGAUUCUGGGAAUGGAAGUACGAAGUGAGAGGGAUCCUGGGAAUUGGAAGUGAGAGGGAUCCUGGGAAUUGGAAGUGAGAGGGAUCCUUGGGAAUUGGAAGUGAGAGGGAUCCUGGGAAUUGGAAGUGAGAGGGAUCCUGGGAAUUGGAAGUGAGAGGGAUCCUGGGAAUUGGAAGUAUGAGGUGAGAGGGAUUCUGGGAAUGGAAGUACAAGGUGAGAGGGAUUCUGGGAAUGGAAGUACGAAGUGAGAGGGAUUCUGGGAAUGGAAGUACGAGGUGAGAGGGAUUCUGGGAAUAGAAGUACGAGGUGAGAGGGAUUCUGGGAAUAGAAGUACGAGGUGAGAGGGAUUCUGGGAAUGGAAGUACGAGGUGAGAGGGAUUCUGGGAAUGGAAGUACGAGGUGAGAGGGAUUCUGGGAAUGGAAGUACGAGGUGAGAGGGAUCCUGGGAAUUGGAAGUGAGAGGGAUACUGGGAAUUGGAAGUGAGAGGGAUCUGGGAAUUGGAAGUGAGAGGGAUCCUGGGAAUUGGAAGUGAGCGGGAUCCUGGGAAUUGGAAGUGAGCGGGAUCCUGGGAAUUGGAAGUGAGCGGGAUCCUGGGGAUUGGAAGUAAGAGGAGAGAGGGAUUCUGGGAAUUGGAGGAGAGAGGGAUUCUGGGAAUUGGAGGAGAGAGGGAUUCUGGGAAUUGGAGGAGAGAGGGAUUCUGGGAAUUGGAGGUGAGAGGGAUUCUGAGAAUUGGAAGUGAGAGGAGAGAGGGAUUCGGGGAAUUGGAAGUGAGAGGAGAGAGGGAUUCGGGGAAUUGGAAGUGAGAGGGAUUCUGGGAAUGGAAGUUAGAGGUGAGAGGGAUCCUGGGAAUUGGAAGUAAGAGGAGAGAGAGAUUCUGGGAAUUGGAAGUAAAAGGAGAGAGGGAUUCUGGGAAUUGGAAGUAAAAGGAGAGAGGGAUUCUGGGAAUGGAAGUAAGAGGAGAGAGGGAUCCUGGGAAUGGAAGUAAGAGGAGAGAGGGAUCCUGGGAAUGGAAGUAAGAGGAGAGAGGGAUCCUGGGAAUGGAAGUAAGAGGAGAGAGGGAUCCUGGGAAUGGAAGUAAGAGGAGAGAGGGAUCCUGGGAAUGGAAGUAAGAGGAGAGAGGGAUCCUGGGAAUGGAAGUAAGAGGAGAGAGGGAUUCUGGGAAUUGGAAGUAAGAGGAGAGAGGGAUUCGGGGAAUUGGAAGUGAGAGGGAUUCUGGGAAUGGAAGUUAGAGGUGAGAGGGAUCCUGGGAAUUGGAAGUAAGAGGAGAGAGAGAUUCUGGGAAUUGGAAGUAAAAGGGGAGAGGGAUUCUGGGAAUUGGAAGUAAGAGGAGAGAGGGAUUCUGGGAAUUGGAAGUAAAAGGAGAGAGGGAUUCUGAGAAUGGAAGUAAGAGGAGAGAGGGAUCCUGAGAAUGGAAGUAAGAGGAGAGAGGGAUCCUGAGAAUGGAAGUAAGAGGAGAGAGGGAUCCUGGGAAUGGAAGUAAGAGGAGAGAGGGAUCCUGGGAAUGGAAGUAAGAGGAGAGAGGGAUCCUGGGAAUGGAAGUAAGAGGAGAGAGGGAUUCUGGGAAUGGAAGUAAGAGGAGAAAGGGAUUCUGGGAAUUGGAAGUAAGUGGUGAGAGGGAUUCUGGGAAUGGAGGUGAGAGGGAUUCUGGAAUGGAAGUAAGAGGAGAGAGGGAUCCUGGGAAUUAAAAUGAAAGGGUACAAUUUAGUACAGUUUCUAAAAUCUAACCCUUUGAUUGACAGAUGCAUCGGUUAAAACAAGAGAUUGCAUGCAUGCGGCAGACGCAGCAGGCUGACACGGAUCGCAUGAGAAACGAAUCGGAGAGGCUGCAGGACAAGUUGGAGUCUGUAACCAGGAGGCAGGAGGAGCAGGAGCUUGAGCUGCGGCACUCCAGGCUGAGGGCAGAGAGGAUAUCCCAGGACCUGAGUCUGGCACAGCAGCUGCAGCUACAGCUGGAGGAACAGGUGACCACACUGUCCCGGGACUCUGAACACAGACACAGUGUCUCGUUCAGUUUACUCCAGUCUUAUGUGAUAUGUUUGGCUUUGUACCAAGCUUUCUUUCUGUCAAUCUCCGACCUUGCUGCGUUGGUCCACAGAAGGUCUCACUCGGCCUGUUAAAAAACUGUGAAACUACAUGACACUGGCCUUGGCUUUAACAUUAUUUUGUAUUCUUGUUCUGACCUGCACCUACCACCUGGAAUGCUGUGUUUAUGCUUCUUGUUUGCGGCACUGGUUUUGUUUUGCGGUCUUUGUCCUGGAUAUGACAUUGGGUAUUGCCCUGUGUUUUUGCAUCUGUACCUCUACUUGCACAUGUGAAGUUUGUUUUUAUAAUUUCUGUCCCAGGUAUCUCAGCGGGAUGUGGAGCUCCGUCAGCGUAGUGAAGAGGUUCAGCAGCUGCAGACGUGUUUGUGGGAGUCGGAGGAGAAGGCUGUGAGUGCGGAAAGUCAGAGUAGCGCCACACACAGCAGUAUGGAGUUGUAUCGCAGUAAAUACCAGGCAUGUGUGAGCCGAGUUGGGGAACUGGAGGAGAACCUGAGACAGCUGGAAGAUGAAACCCGUGAGAUGAAGCGCGAGGUGUGUACAUUAUUUACUAUAGUGAUAACUGCUAUCCUGUUAUAGCACGCCUGUCACCUAAAAUGUUAGACAUCAAUUUAAAACCAUGCUACCAACAGAGAAAUAAUAUUGACAUCUAGCCAAGCGAUAUUAACUUAUACUGGAAUUACCAGUACUCACCUGGCCAUCCAUGAAUUGCAUCAGAUUUUUCAAACACACAUUUACAAAUUAAGACAUGACAGAAUGUGAUGACAGCAUCCGAUCAGAACCUGACAUUCAAAUAGAUGCACUGUUUUACUUCCAGAAUUUCACUGCUCAGUGCAGACGAGAAGGUUGGCCAGUCAGAAGAUUUAAUCAUUCAGUCAGCACAAGGCAGUUUCUAUAAUACUGCAUGACUUUGUCAGCUCCCAGCCUGCGAUAUGCAACUGUCUGUAGCAGAGGCAUAACUAGAAACCACGAGGCCCCGGUGAAAACUGCCCCGUACACAUCUAACCCCUCCCCAACCCCACCCCCCAAUACGUCUACCGUCCCCCUCCCAUAUGUUCCUCCCUCCCCUGCACAUGCAAACAGAUACACAUGCAGGCACACACAUAGACACUCACAUACAUACAUACAUACAUACAUACAUACAGACACACACACAUACCUUUCCCUGGGGUCCAGUGGCUCAGCCUGAUGGGAGUCAGAGUUCCCACUCUGACUCCCUCCUCCCACACAGCUCCCGGUGGUUGCUGGGAGGAAGUGACCGGGGCAGUCCCUUCCUCCCAGCGUCUGACAUCAUCAAAAGGGGCCCGGUCGCCCUAUUAAAGCGCUGACCGGGCCCCCUGGAAUUACAUAGCAUCAAGUGGCUUACUUAGUCGGCUGGCCCCGCGGGACCCUCGGUCGCAGGGGUCCGCAGGGCAGCCGGACCCCCUGGAGUGACGAGCCUAGUCGCAGCUGUAACCCCUGCGACCACGGUAGUUCCGCCACUGGUCUGUAGGGAAAGAGCUCAGUGUCCUAGCAUUCGCUAAGUAUUCACAGAACUGGAACGUUGAAUGCUGUAGGUGUAAACACCUAAGGCUAUCUCAACACUCAUUUACAGAUAUUCCCAAGGGAAGGCACACUUUCUAUACUUCCCAUAUAUCCACAGGUGUCUGACCGAGACUGUCGGCUGUCUGCACUGCGAGGCGAACUGCUUGUGUUACAGCAGGAGCUGGAGAGUAAAUGUAUGGAACUAGAAAGCUCUGAGGAAGCCAUUGACCAACUCACACAAGAACUUCAGGCAACACAGAGCGACUUGAUGGCCAGCCGUGAGCAAUCCAAAGAGAGCGAGGAGAUACUUCAGUCUGUCCGGGAGCAUGCGGCGAGACUCCAAAACCAGGUCAGACCCUAUGGCAGCUCGGUCAUACUCAUACACACGGCAGCUUUACACCCUCAGUGUGUCCGUGAAAUGCGUUCUGUAUAGAGGGAAAAUAGCAGGUCUGCACAGGGCCCCUGUUCUAUCUGUUUCACUUUGCAGCUGAUUACUCAAGCAGACUCUGGAUUCCUCUAGUUGUGUUUAAAAUUAAAAUGUUAUUUAUAUUCCUUCCACAACCGGUUCUCUGUGUGACAGGUGGUGGAGUUGGAAGAAGAUCUGGUAAAACUACAGACAGACUUUGCUUCCUACAAAGCAACCCACAGAUACAGUGAUGGCAGCUACGGGGAGCUGGAGAGGCAUGCGGUGCAGCUUACACGGGUCAGUGUAGGACUCCCCCAUGUUGGGCUGAUACUGUGUAUUAUUGAUCUUGUUAAUCACUCUGAGGUUCUUUGCUUUAUAAAUGGUUGCUGUCUGUGUGGACAGGAACUAGGCCGUGCUGAAAAGGAGAUUCAGAGACAGAUGAAGGAAACUGAGCGAAGCCAAAUACAUCUGCGAGAGCUAAACCUGGAUCUAACGAAGGAAAGAGAGCAGAGAAACAGCACAUCAAAAGGUAUGAAGAGAGAUUUACUGACAUGAUCAUGGCUGUCUGGGUGAAUUCUCUAACGUCUGUCUAUCCGUCCAUAAAUACAGAUGUGGAGCGACUGGAGCAGGAAGUGUGCAAUCUACGGAGAGAGACAUCUUUACAAGUGCAAGACUAUAAACUACAGAUUUCUGAGCAACAGCAGCACAUCCAAAAACUGAAGGAGGAGCUGAGAGACAACAGCAAACUGACAGCCCACCGAGAACAGGUAACAGCGAUACACUCAGGGUGUGACCUCACAGCGAACCCAGAGCAGGUAACGGCGAUACACUGAGGGUGUGACCUCACAGCGAACCCAGAGCAGGUAACGGCGAUACACUCAGGGUGUGACCUCACAGCGAACCCAGAGCAGGUAACGGCGAUACACUCAGGGUGUUACCUCACAGCGAACCCAGAGCCGGUAACGGCGAUACACUCAGGGUGUGACCUCACAGCGAACCCAGAGCUGUUAACGGUGAUACACUCAGGGUGUGACCUCACAGCAAACCCAGAGCAGGUAACGGCGAUACACUCAGGGUGUGACCUCACAGCGAACCCAGAGCAGGUAACGGCGAUACACUCAGGGUGUGACCUCACAGCGAACCCAGAGCAGGUAACAGCGAUACAUCAGGGUGUGACCUCACUGCCCACCGAGAGCAGGUAACAGCAAUACACUCAGGGUGUGACCUCACUGCCCACCGAGAGCAGGUAACAGCAAUACACUCAGGGUGUGACCUCACUGCCCACCGAGAGCAGGUAACAGCAAUACACUCAGGGUGUGACCUCACUGCCCACAGAGAGCAGGUAACGGCGAUACACUCAGGGUGUGACCUCACAGCAAACCCAGAGCAGGUAACGGCGAUACACUCAGGGUGUGACCCCACUGCCCACAGAGAGCAGGUAACAGCGAUACACUCAGGGUGUGACCUCACACCUCCGAGAGCCGGUAACGGCGAUACACUCAGGGUGUGACCUCACAGCGAACCCAGAGCAGGUAACGGCGAUACACUCAGGGUGUGACACUGCCCACAGAGAGCAGGUAACAGCGAUACACUCAGGGUGUGACCUCACAGCGAACCCAGAGCAGGUAACGGCGAUACACUCAGGGUGUGACCCCACUGCCCACAGAGAGCAGGUAACAGCGAUACACUCGGGGUGUGACCUCACAACCUCCGAGAGCCGGUAACGGCGAUACACUCAGGGUGUGACCUCACAGCGAACGUAGAGCGUUUAACAGUGAUACACUAAGAAUAUGUUAUCUUGCUGCCCAUAUCGAGGGAUUGAUGCAAUGUUUGCAAGUGCUUGUGUUGCCAUGUUUAUUUGGAUAUGUAGUGAUUUGUGCUGUUGGGUUGUGCAUGAAGUGCUGCUUUGUGGCAUGUAGGAUUCAUAUGCCGCAGAACAGAAACCAUGCUAUUUAUUUAGGAAUCUAAAUUAAUAGAAGGAUCUCCCUGCAGUACAGGAGUUCUUCAUAUUAGAAUAAAGCUUAAGCUAACUCAUGUACGGACUAUUUACCAGAGAUUUGUGUGCAGGGAAUUGGAUUGCAUGUUUUGCUAUAGCCAGCAGACCCACCACCUAUGUUUGGUUGUAUUGCAACUGUAGGCAAUCCAAAAGCGCGAUGUUCUGCUGCGUCAGUCAGAAGCCGACCUUCUCCAGGCACGGAGCUCACUAAAAUCGCUGAAUCAAGAGAUAGAGCGCCACCUGGAGGCUGCCAGUGCUCUAGAGAGGAGACUGCAGCAAACUCAGAAGGAGCGUGAGCAGAAAGAGAGAGAAAAUACUGCCCUAAGAACGGAAUUACAGGAACUGAAGAAGGAGCUGCAGGAGACCUAUGCACUCCAUCAACAAGCAGGUAGCUCUCAGUGGCCAACUAGCCAAGGAUACAGGGGCUGUGUAUCAAUACAAAUAAGUGGGAGGAUGACGUUAAGUAGAUACAAGAUAAUAGUUUGUUUGCUUACAGCACAGGCGCUGGCAGGCCAGGAGGAGAAGACUCUCUUAAUAGAGAGCGCUCUGCAGAGCACACAGGAGCAGCUGAGUGAGCGAGUGGCAGAGGUUGUAAGACAGGAACAGCUGGCGCGCAAAGUGGAAAGUGAAAUGCGCACUUUGAGAGAACGAGCAAACAACAGCGAUGAAGAACUGGAACAAUGCAGGUACUGAGCCUGAACUUCUAGCUCUCUAUAAUAUCUCUCCUGUAAUAUCCUCCCUGCGAGCAGGACACUAACUGCCGUCUCUCCCGUAAUAUCCUCCCUGCAAGCGGGACGCUAACUGCCGUCUCUCCCGUAAUAUCCUCCCUGCGAGCGGGACGCUAACUGACAUCUCUCCCGUAAUAUCCUCCCUGGGAGCGGGACGCUAACUGACAUCUCUCUCGUAAUAUCCUCCCUGCGAGCGGGACGCUAACUGACAUCUCUCCCAUAAUAUCUCCCUGCGAGCGGGACGCUAACUGCCAUUUCUCCUGUUUUAUCCUCCCUGCAAGCGGGACGCUGCCAUCUCUCCCGUAAUAUCCUCCCUGUGAGCGGAACACUAACUGCCGUCUCUCCCGUAAUAUCCUCCCUGCGAGCGGGACGCUAACUGACAUCUUUUCCAUAAUAUCCUCCCUGUGAGCGGGACGCUAACUGCCAUUUCUCCUGUUUUAUCCUCCCUGCAAGCGGGACGCUAACUGCCAUCUCUCCUGUAAUAUCCUCCCUGUGAGCGGAACGCUAACUGCCGUCUCUCCCGUAAUAGCCUCCCUGCGAGCGGGACGGUAACUGACAUCUCUCCCGUAAUAUCCUCCCUGCGAGCGGGACGGUAACUGACAUCUCUCCCAUAAUAUCCUCCCUGCGAGCGGGACGCUAACUGCCAUUUCUCCUGUUUUAUCCUCCCUGCAAGCGGGACGCUAACUGCCAUUUCUCCUGUUUUAUCCUCCCUGCAAGCGGGACGCUAACUGCCAUCUCUCCUGUAAUAUCCUCCCUGUGAGCGGAACGCUAACUGCCGUUUCUCCCGUAAUACCCUCCCUGCGAGCGGGACGGUAACUGACAUCUCUCCCAUAAUAUCCUCCCUGCGAGCGGGACGCUAACUGCCAUUUCUCCUGUUUUAUCCUCCCUGCAAGCGGGACGCUAACUGCCAUCUCUCCUGUAAUAUCCUCCCUGCAAGCGGGGCGCUAACUGCCAUCUCUCCCGUAAUAUCCUCCCUGUGAGCGGAACGCUAACUGCCGUCUCUCCCGUAAUACCCUCCCUGCGAGCGGGACGGUAACUGACAUCUCUCCCAUAAUAUCCUCCCUGCGAGCGGGACGCUAACUGCCAUUUCUCCUGUUUUAUCCUCCCUGCAAGCGGGACACUGCCAUCUCUCCCGUAAUAUCCUCCCUGUGAGCGGAACACUAACUGCCGUCUCUCCCGUAAUAUCCUCCCUGCGAGCGGGACGCUAACUGACAUCUUUUCCAUAAUAUCCUCCCUGCGAGCGGGACGCUAACUGCCAUUUCUCCUCUUUUAUCCUCCCUGCAAGCGGGACGCUAACUGCCAUCUCUCCUGUAAUAUCCUCCCUGUGAGCGGAACGCUAACUGCCGUCUCUCCCGUAAUACCCUCCCUGCGAGCGGGACGGUAACUGACAUCUCUCCCAUAAUAUCCUCCCUGCGAGCGGGACGCUAACUGCCAUUUCUCCUGUUUUAUCCUCCCUGCAAGCGGGACGCUAACUGCCAUCUCUCCCGUAAUAUCCUCCCUGUGAGCGGAACGCUAACUGCCAUUUCUCCUGUUUUAUCCUUCCUGCAAGCGGGACGCUAACUGCCAUCUCUCCUGUAAUAUCCUCCCUGCGAGCAGGACACUAACUGACAUCUCUCCCGUAAUAUGCUCCCUGCGAGCGAUACACUAACUGCCAUCUCUCCCGUUACAUCCUCCCUUUCAGGGUACUAAGCAUUCUAUGUCCUGUAUUAUAUCUCUGCACUUUUAUCUUUGGGAGCAGGGCAUUGAUCGAACGCCUGAAGUCAGAGCUUAAUGAAGUGAAGAAGAGAUACAAUGUGUCCACACAGGAGGCUAUAAAGCUGCAGCACUCUGUCAGCAAACUGCAGCUGGGGCAGGCAAACGAGCAGGAGAAAUACAAGGUUCUGCAGCAGCAGGUAAGUGGCCACACAGAGCACCUGGGAAAUGGGAGAAUGGCGAGGGUGACUGGGGCUGGCCACAGCACACUGCACAUCAAGAUAACUCUACUAACCAUUAGUUGCAGGAACAAAGUACAGUCCAACAGAACCUCCGGACUGAGCUGGAAGAGCAGCAGAACCAACAUGAGGAGCUGCAGAGACAGCAGCACAGGAGUAAGGAACAAGAGAGCUCACUGCAGAGACAGACAGAAGAACUGAGCCUGAGAGUGCAGCACUCUGAGCGACUGGUGAGUACUGAUUGCAGAGUGCAGCACUCUGAGCGACUGUUGAGUGCUGAGUGCUGAUUGCAGAGUGCAGCACUCUGAGCGACUGAGUGCCGAUUGCAGAGUGCAGCACUCUGAGCGACUGAGUGCCGAUUGCAGAGUGCAGCACUCUGAGCGACUGAGUGCCGAUUGCAGAGUGCAGCACUCUGAGCGACUGAGUGCCGAUUGCAGCACUCUGAGCGACUGAGUGCCGAUUGCAGCACUCUGAGCGACUGAGUGCUGAUUGCAGCACUCUGAGCGACUGAGUGCUGAUUGCAGCACUCUGAGCGACUGUUGAGUGCCGAUUGCAGAGUGCAGCACUCUGAGCGACUGUUGAGUGCCGAUUGCAGAGUGCAGCACUCUGAGCGACUGUUGAGUGCCGAUUGCAGAGUGCAGCACUCUGAGCGACUGUUGAGUGCCGAUUGCAGAGUGCAGCACUCUGAGCGACUGUGAGUGCCGAUUGCAGAGUGCAGCACUCUGAGCGACUGGUGAGUGCCGAUUGCAGAGUGCAGCACUCUGAGCGACUGGUGAGUGCCGAUUGCAGAGUGCAGCACUCUGAGCGACUGUUGAGUGCCGAUUGCAGAGUGCAGCACUCUGAGCGACUGUUGAGUGCCGAUUGCAGAGUGCAGCACUCUGAGCGACUGUUGAGUGCCGAUUGCAGAGUGCAGCACUCUGAGCGACUGCCGAGCAGAGUGCAGCACUCUGAGCGACUGGUGAGUGCCGACAGAGUGCAGCACUCUGAGCGACUGGUGAGUGCCGAUUGCAGAGUGCAGCACUCUGAGCGACUGGUGAGUGCCGAUUGCAGAGUGCAGCACUCUGAGCGACUGUUGAGUGCCGAUUGCAGAGUGCAGCACUCUGAGCGACUGUUGAGUGCCGAUUGCAGAGUGCAGCACUCUGAGCGACUGGUGAGUGCUGAUUGCAGAGUGCAGCACUUUGAGCGACUGGUGAGUAGUGCAGUCCGGUUGUAGCCUGGCUAGUCUGAGCUAACCCUGUAAACUCCAUCAGAUGGCAGAGCGAGAUCGGAUGCUGCAGCAUCUGCAGAGCAGCUUCUCCCAACUGGAGAGAAAGUGUCAAAGUGCUCAGGAAGAAGCCCGGGAGAGUGCAGCCCAACUGGAGCUCACCAAGAGUGCAUUAGUUCAAGCUCAGAGGAAAAUUCAAGCUCAGGCGCAAGAGGUUAGUCUAAUGGCCCCACACACAGACACAUCGAUUCUGCUUUAUUGUCUGCAUAGCACUCAGCGCUCCUCUCUUCCCAGCUCAGUAACCUGGAGCAAUCCUUGCUGCGUGUGCACUCGUCGGAGGAGGUGGCGCAGAAGGUUGCACGUGGUCGCAGCCAGGACUUAAACGCAGCCCAAGAAAGUGUGCAGGAGCUCAGGAGUCAGGUGACAGCAGCACAGGCCGGCCAGAGAGAAUCCAUGGAACAGGUAAUAACAUACUCUGGGAGAGGGGGCCACACUGCUAGCCUAAUAUCCUUCCAGCAAUCUGAGCACAUAGUAGAUUCUAUUCUGUGUUCUGUCGCAAGUAUAAACACUCCUAUCUCGGCUAAUUAGUGGUUCAAACUGUUGUCUCACUUCUAUCCCCAUUGUAAAUGGAAUGGCUCAAAUCUUUUACAUAUUUACAGGUUUUUAAAGGAACACUAUAGGGUCAGGAACACAAACAUUUAUUCCUGACCCUAUAGUGUUAAAACCACCAUCUAGCCCCCCUGGGUCCCUCAUGCUUCCCUAAAUAUAGCAAAAUCUUACUUGUAUUUAAGCCUGAAGCUGUAAAUCUGCAUGCUGUUUGCCUCAGAAUAGCAAGCUGUCUGUUGACAUCAUCAGAAGUGGUGGCCUGAUCCAAUCACAAUACUUCCCCAUAGCAUUGGCUGAGACUGACAACGAGGCAGAUUAGGGGCAGAGCCAGCAUGAUUCAAAUACAGCCCUGGCCAAUCAGCAUCUCCUCAUAGAGAUGAAUUGAAUCACUGAAUCUCUAUGAGGAACGUUCAGUGUCUGCAUGCAGAGGGAGGAGAUACUGAAUGUUUGGAUGCAUUUUAGGCAGCCAUGACCCAGGAAGGAUCUCUAACAGCCAUCUGAGGAGUGGCCAGUGAAGAUAUCACUAGGCUGUAAUGUAAACACUGUAUUUUCUCUGAAAAGACAGUGUGUACAACAAAAAGCCUGAAGGUAAUGAUUCUACUCAUUAAAGCAAAUUCAAUAAGCUGCAGUUGUUCUGGUGACUAUAGUGUCCCUUUAACUAAAGGGCCAAAUCAAGGUGAAUUUCAUUUUUAAGGUAAGAGUAGUUCUAAUGGAAACACUCUGUAAGUUACUGAUGCUUCCAGAUCGGCUCCUUUGGCCUCUCAUUUUAAAUUCACUUCACAUGAAUAACCCGGUUAAAGUGAACCUGUCCUAACUCACCUGUCCAGCCAUCUGUUACUCCGUUCCUAUAAUCCUCAGCCAGCCCUACAAGCAUCAGACAGGAAGUUACAGCCUGUGGGAGGUCACUCUGCUCUCUUUUCAGUCAAUUCUUUAGUACAGAGUCUAAGCCGAAGAACCGAUACGAGAGACCAAUUCUUCAACUUAUAGAAAGCACCAUGUACAGAUAGAAUUUUACUUAGAACAUAAGUUGUACCUGGCAUGACUGGUAUCCUUUAAAAUCUUCCCUUACCUGCUUUAUUGCACUGCCUUGUUCCUGGACAAAAUAAAUAAAGUGUAUUCGUCUGAUUGUUCGGUAGAAUCAUUCGAAUAAACUAAGGGAAUGAAACUACCGAACAAUCAGACCUCCCCUGUGUGAAGUGUGCCUCCAAUUACCCCUUGCGAACGGGUAAUUAACAAGCUAUGCAGUAGGUCCUUUGUCUCGGGGUGGCCGCCAUUCGGGAAACGAACACGUGGUGGCGGCCAUUUUAAAACUCCCGAACAGCGGUGUUUUGCCGUCGAGUGUCUGGAACCCAAAUCGGACACUCGACUAGGCGAACACCGCUGAGACCUCCACAAGCCCGGUCCGUUCGGUUCCAAACUACCGAACGGCCCCUCGUUCGGUAGACAGAAACAACCGAACGAGGGGAUUCAUGUGAACCCUACCUGGUCUCUGUAGCCUUAGCCGUUCGUGUAAAUUAUUCCCUUGUACUGGGACCGACCGCAGGGCCCCAUCGCAUGGAACCCAAUUCGGCUGUUCUAUCCAGCGCGGUUGGUCUUUUUAGUACCUCCAUAAAUUUCCAGAACCCCUGGUCUGAUCUGGGUGAUUUUUGGAUAUGUUGCUCACCCAGAUCAGGGCUACCAGGAGAUGUGCCAGUUAAAGGGGUACCCCUAGGUUUAGGGGUACAUCCAGAAACUGGGGGAAUUUGGGUACAGUAUAAGGGGAUUAUGAUGCAGGCUGAGGGGAGGAGAUGUGUAGGAGGUUACUAUUGUUGGAUUGGGCACUGUACUAAUUGAUGGAAAUCCCUCCCUUGCAUGGGAGCAUGCUAUAUAAGGCCACUGUGGAAUAAAGGUUGUCAGUUCUGCUCCUGAUGCUGUGUGUCGUCCAGUCAUUGGGAUUGCUGUGGGGAUACUAUUGGAUUAUUUUGCCUGUUGGAAACCUUGCCUGUGGAUUUAUAAUUUACUUGAUCCUGAGCCUCACUGGGAUCAUAAGCGGAGAUAACCUGGGGAAUAUUGUAUCUCCGCUACACUGUCACUACCUCAGUCGAACCACUCAAACUCCAAUUAGUACUCUGAGUAGAUAAAUCCCAGAUAACCAGGCCAAUCCCAGUGCUUGCCUCAUUUCCUUGUGUUUCCUAGCCAAUGUCACUCAUACUGUUACACUAUAUGACACCUAGAUUUCUCCGUGGGGAGACAAGACUCUGUUUCGAAAUGUACAUUUGUUGGAGGCGGAUAUGAACCGCUGUUUUUGGACUGUGCUUGCAUUCCAAACAUUUUUUAAAGAAAUGAUUCAAGACUUGCUUAAAAUGAACUGGCUAUUCACUUUUACCAAUAAAGAGAUGAUUGCUAAAAAAGAUUCUAACAUGGAAAUCUUAUACUCUCAUGUUGGCGAUAUAUUUUCAACAAGAAAUUAAAUCCACUCUGUAAAUGCAGGUAAAAUUCCCUGGCAAAUUCAUUAUUGAAUCUGUAACUUUCCUCCCCAAAUACAUCAACUCACACGUCCUAAUUGUCUUGUUUUAUUCUUCUAUGAUUUUUAUGAUCUACCUGCAAGACCAGCUUGGUUCAGUUUAGAUUAAUACUGAAAAUAUAGAAUGUCACGCACCACGAUGCUCGGUUUCACUUUUAAUACUGUAGCCAUUUUGAAAUCAGCCGCACUGCGCGUCUCCUACCUCAUUCUUGUAAUACAAAAGAAAUUUCACAAAAAUGUACUGCCAAAGUCUGGUUUUAAGUGUUACAUUCGCCAUUUCUUGUUACAUUUGGCAUUUCUAGAUUUGUGUAUAGGCAGAAAUGUUUCCUUUAGAAACUAAAAUCUAGAGUGUUUGUUCAUUUAGCUCGGAGUAAUGGGAAGAACUGACAAGUGAAUAUCAACACUGCAAACGUUAGGUCAUAAAAGAUUAAUUGGAAAAAUAACUUGAUUUUGUUCUCCUAUUUAUAGAUAACUUGUCAUUUCUCCACAAUUUCCAGUGUAGUCCUUAACACAUAACGUUUUCUUGUCUGCUCUAUUUACUAAUCUGCAGUUGGCUGAACGGAGCCGGGAGCUAGCUGCUCUGCGCAGUGAAUUGCAGCGCUGCCAACAAAGGAAGAACGAGCUGGAGCGAGAGUGCACUGCUCAGGAGGAACGAACGCGUAGAUUGAACAAAGAUAUGGUUGUUUUACGGGACAUGCAGAGACAGAAAGAACAGGAGGUAACAGGACGAGGGGAAAAAGAGAAGCGGUUACAGUCUUACACAUUCAGUGUUAAUUAUUAAGUAGCUACAGCCACGUUUCUUUUUUCCCACUGCAGGAGGAAGCUUGUGAAGGGCGUUUAAGAGAAUUAAACAGUCAGCUGCAGCACUGGCAGCGGCUGCACCAAGAGCGUGCACAGGAGCUGGGGCAGAGGGAAGAAGAGCUGAAACAGCUCCAAGAGCAACUGUCAGUUCUGAUGGAGAAACGAAAGAACGAGUGCAGAGAGGUAGCAACCCAACACAUUAUGUAUCCUACUGUCACUGCCAUAUACCCACACCAUGCAUCUCAAACUACUACCGUAGCCAUAUACCCACACCAUGCAGCUCAAACUACUACCAUAGCCAUAUACCCACACCAUGCAGCUCAAACUACUACCAUAGCCAUAUACCCACACCAUGUGGCCCAAACUACUACGGUAGCCAUAUACCCACACCAUGCAUCUCAAACUACUACCGUAGCCAUAUACCCACACCAUGCAUCUCAAACUACUACCGUAGCUAUAUACCCACACCAUGCAGCUCAAACUACUACCGUAGCCAUAUACCCGCACUGUGAGCCUAAACUACUACCAUAGCCAUAUACCCACACCAUUCAGCUCAAACUACUACCGUAGCCAUAUACCCACACCAUGCAUCUCAAACUACUACCGUAGCCAUAUACACACACCAUGCGGCCCAAACUACUUCUAUAGCCACAUAGCUAUAUACCCACACCAUGUGGCCCAAACUACUACCAUAGCCAUAUACCCACACCAUGCAGCUCAAACUACUACCGUAGCCAUAUACCCACACCAUGCAUCUCAAACUACUACCGUAGCCAUAUACCCACACCAUGCAUCUCAAACUACUACCGUAGCCAUAUACCCACACCAUGCAUCUCAAACUACUACCGUAGCCAUAUACACACACCAUGCGGCCCAAACUACUUCUAUAGCCACAUAGCUAUAUACCCACACCAUGUGGCCCAAACUACUACCAUAGCCAUAUACCCACACCAUGCAGCUCAAACUACUACCGUACCCAUAUACCCACACCAUGCAUCUCAAACUACUACCGUAGCCAUAUACCCACACCAUGCAUCUCAAACUACUACCGUAGCCAUAUACCCACACCAUGCAUCUCAAACUACUACCGUAGCCAUAUACCCACACCAUGCGGCCCAAACUACUACCGUAGCCAUAUACCCACACCAUGCGGCCCAAACUACUACCAUUGUCAUAUACCCACACCGUGAGCCCAAACUACUACCAUUGUCAUAUACCCACACCGUGAGCCCAAACUACUACGAUUGUCAUAUACCCACACCGUGAGCCUAAACUACUACCAUAGCCAUAUACCCACACCAUGCGGCCCAAACUACUACCAUAGCCAUAUACCCACACCAUGCGGCCCAAACUACUUCUAUAGCCACAUAGCUAUAUACCCACACCAUGCGGCCCAAACUACUACCAUUGUCAUAUACCCACACCGUGAGCCUAAACUACUACCAUAGCCAUAUACCUACACCAUGCGGUCCAAACUACUACCAUUGUCAUAUACCCACACUGUGAGCCCAAAAUACUACCAUAGCCAUAUACCCACACCAUGCGGCCUAAACUACUACCAUAGCCAUAUACCCACACCAUGCGGCCCAAACUACUACCAUUGUCAUAUACCCACACCGUGAGCCCAAACUACUACCAUAGCCAUAUACCCACACCGUGAGCCCAAACUACUACCAUAUAUACCCACACUGUGAGCCCAAAAUACUACCAUAGCCAUAUACCCACACCAUGCGGCCUAAACUACUACCAUAGCCAUAUACCCACACCAUGCGGCCCAAACUACUACCAUUGUCAUAUACCCACACCGUGAGCCCAAACUACUACCAUAGCCAUAUACCCACACCGUGAGCCCAAACUACUACCAUAGCCAUAUACCCACACUGUGAGCCCAAACUACUACCAUAGCCAUAUACCCACACUGUGAGCCCAAACUACUACCAUAGCCAUAUACCCACACCAUGGGGCUCAAACUACUACCAUUGUCAUAUACCCACACCGUGAGCCCAAACUACUACCAUAGCCAUAUACCCACACCGUGAGCCCAAACUACUACCAUAGCCAUAUACCCACACCAUGGGGCUCAAACGACUACCAUUGUCAUAUACCCACACUGUGAGCCCAAACUACUACCAUAGCCAUAUACCCACACCAUGCGGCCCAAACUACUACCAUAGCCAUAUACCCACACCGUGAGCCCAAACUACCACCAUAGCCAUAUACCCACACUGUGAGCCCAAACUACUACCAUAGCCAUAUAUCCACACCGUGAGCCUAAACUAUUAUUUAGCUUUCUACCAUUGCCAUAAAUUUGUACCAUGUACCCCAAACCACAGCUUGUUUCCUUUCCACAGAGGGAGGCUGUACAGGCUACACUGAAUCAAUUGAAGCAGAGAUAUGUUGAGGCCACAACUGAGGUAGGAUGUGAUAUUCAUACCAAACACAAGGAUUUGUUUUGCAAAAUGAAAUACCUUUACGUGACAGAAAGUUUGAUUGUAGAAACAUAGAAUGUGACGGCUGAUCUAGUCUGCCCAAUAUUUCAAAAUACUUUAACUUGCCUAUGCCACACAUGCUUAAACUCCCUCAGUGUGUUAACCUCUACCACUUCAACUGGAAGGCUACUCCAUGCAUCCACUACCCUCUCAGUAAAGUAAUACUUCCUGAUAUUAUUUUGAAACCUUCGCCCCUUUAAUUUAAGACUAUGUCCUCCUGUUGUGGUAAUUUUUCUUCUUUUAAAUAUAGUCUCCUCCUUUACUGUGUUGAUUCCCUUUAUAUAUUUAAAUGUUUCUAUCAUAUCCCCCUGUCUGGUCUUUCCUCCAAGCUAUACAUGUUAAGAUCAUUUAACCUUUCCUGGUAAGUUUUAUCCCGCAAUCCAUGAACCAGUUUAGUAGCCCUUCUCUGAUAUCCUUCUAGAGAUAUUUGCUAUCUCUACACUGGGAGCAGUAGUUGAAAUAAUUCUCCCAAGGACCUGGGGUAAAAUACGGCUAUUUUAUGCCCUAUGCUGGCUAUCCAGGCUGGGCCAGACGCUGACAUUGGGUGGAGCGCACAAUCUAUUGUAAUAGAUGAGGGGAAAGCAGUAACAGGGAGACAAACUGGGCAUGACGGUAACAGGAACAGCAAACACAAGUUAACUAGAGAUGAUUUAACAUGAAAUAUAUUUUAUUUCCAUGAAGCCAUUUUGGACAUUGCUGAGAUAUCUUUACAGGAAGUAUGGCUGCAAUGAAUUUUCAUAUAUUAAAGGGACAGUUUAGGUACAAUACAAAUUUGAUGCAGGUUUUGGUCUCGUUAAUAUGCUUUUGUUGCAUGCUCAUAAUCCUGCCUCUUUAGCGACACCCCUCACUCCACAAAGACUUCCUUAACCAAGGUAUAUACACAGCUCAGCCCCAACAGCACUGAGUGAGCAGCUUUUAAUUCACAUCCUGACUGCAGACAGAGAAAUCCUUACUAGGUGUCUUCCCGAGUGUCCUCUCAUUCUAAUGAUGGUUGCUUUGUAAUUCCGAUCAUUUAGUAGUAGUACUAUCAGUGACUGAGCUGUGUACAUACCUUUGAUAAGGAAGUCAACCUGACAAGUGGGUGUGGCUUAGGAGGCAGGCUUAUGGAGCAGAAUUCUGCCAAAAAAUUUUUUUUUUUUUUAAAUGCAAAAACUAUAAAUAUUUAAGCAUUCAAAAAAAUACAGCAUAUUAAUGAGGCUAAAACCUAUCAACUGCAUUAAAAAUUGUAUUGGUGCACAGUGUCCCUUUAAUUAAAAAAAAAAAAAACAUAAAGUGGACUCUGGCCCUGCACGAGUUUCAUUUGAAUUUUGGGUCUAAAUUAAGUCAGUCUUUAUGAAAUUUUAUUUUAUUUUGGAGAAUAGAGUCUAAUCUGCCCUCUUCAGAUAAAUUACUGGUAAAUCAGGGGAUGUUCCUUCCUCUUCAUUCAGGAGUUAAUUGCCUGGUAGAGAGUUGAGGACUGGGUUGGGAACCUAUGGCCUUAAGUACCCCAUACCAGUCCAGGAUGUAGAGAUUAUCCUGUUGUCUAAAGUGUGGGGUUUUUUUUUUUUCUUACACCACCUUAGAUCCAACAGGGUAAUCCCAGAAUCCUGAACUGGUACGGGGUACUUGAGGACUUGGUUGGGAACCCCUGCAAUAGGAGGUGACCAAGAACUACCAGUGUCUGCUAGCAAUGACACAUUCUCGUUGAUCAACCACUGACGUGGAUUAGUAGAAGGUGCAGAAUGUGGCCCCUUGUUGCCUUCUCUUUGCAAACAGGUGCAUGCUAAAGACAGAAUUUGGGAUAGAGAACGGUCUGAAAUGAGGCACCCAUUGUACUCCCUACAGGUGGACGCUCUGAGAAGCUCCCUGGAAGCAGCACGUUCUGACUGUCGCAGGCUGCACCAUGAGAGCGAGCUGGUUGUGUGCAAUGUGAACGAAUGGGUGGAUGAGCAAAAGUAAGUGGUGUCAGCACAAUCCAUGUAACAUCUUCUCUCACACAGUACAAUGUCUACAAUCAUUCUCUCUCUCUCGGUCACAGAGAAGCCAACAAGGUGUUAUCUGAGAAAAUCCGUGAGCAAAGCAAGCAGAUUCUGCAGCUGACUACACAGAAAGAGUAAGACUUUAUGUAUCUCCUUUAAAAUUGUCAGAUCUGUGUCAAACCAGACCUUUACCUAGUUCAUUGACCCUUCCCACGGGGUUGGAGGGGAUACUUUCUAUUUUAAGCACCAAAUGUCUGUCUUCACUCACAGGCUUACUCCCUAACGAAUUGCCAAAUGUGGGUUAAAACAGAUCUGGAAAAAUUCUCCAACUUGGCUAUAGGCAGAGCUGGACUGUUAGUUUGAAUAAAUCGUUCACACUGUGUACAGUAACCUUACUUUUCAGGAUGGGACAGCAUUUAUCCAUGGUCAUGUUUAACCCAGUCACUGCUAGGAAUACUUAUUCCGCCCUUUAACCCAUUUAGUGCCAACAGUUAGAGCAACAAGGCGUUUCCAAACAGGUAGAGCUUGUAAGGCUGUUACAUAGUGCAUAAGGUUGUGAGAUAAAUCAUUUCAUGUUGGGUGGCACUGGAAAAGUGCUGACCUACUAUAUGACACAGCAGCAAUUUCUGUUCUAAUUUGUGUCCAGGAAAACACAGGUAGGACAGCUUGCUCCAUUACGAAGGUAUUUGAGUGGGAAGUGAAAAGGUCAGUUUCUCAAGCUGGGCAAGUAAAGUCCUGUUAAUGUCCAUAUCUCGUAUUGGUGAAAUCACUCCAUGCACUGCUACCGGUUAGAUGUCCAUACCUCGUGUUGGGGAAAUCACUCCAUGCACUGCUACCUGUUAGAUGUCCAUACCUCGUGUUGGUGAAAUCACUCCAUGCACUGCUACCGGUUAGAUGUCCAUACCUCGUGUUGGGGAAAUCACUCCAUGCACUGCUACCUGUUAGAUGUCCAUACCUCGUGUUGGUGAAAUCACUCCAUGCACUGCUACCGGUUAGAUGUCCAUACCUCGUGUUGGGGAAAUCACUCCAUGCACUGCUACCUGUUAGAUGUCCAUACCUCGUGUUGGGGAAAUCACUCCAUGCACUGCUACCGGUUAGAUGUCCAUAUCUCGUAUUGGUGAAAUCACUCCAUGCACUGCUACCUGUUAGAUGUCCAUACCUCGUGUUGGGGAAAUCACUCCAUGCACUGCUACCUGUUAGAUGUCCAUACCUCGUGUUGGGGAAAUCACUCCAUGCACUGCUACCUGUUAGAUGUCCAUACCUCGUGUUGGGGAAAUCACUCCAUGCACUGCUACCGGUUAGAUGUCCAUACCUCGUGUUGGGGAAAUCACUCCAUGCACUGCUACCGGUUAGAUGUCCAUACCUCGUGUUGGGGAAAUCACUCCAUGCACUGCUACCUGUUAGAUGUCCAUACCUCGUGUUGGGGAAAUCACUCCAUGCACUGCUACCUGUUAGAUGUCCAUACCUCGUGUUGGGGAAAUCACUCCAUGCACUGCUACCUGUUAGAUGUCCAUACCUCGUGUUGGGGAAAUCACUCCAUGCACUGCUACCGGUUAGAUGUCCAUAUCUCGUAUUGGUGAAAUCACUCCAUGCACUGCUACCUGUUAGAUGUCCAUAUCUCGUGUUGGGGAAAUCACUCUAUGCACUGUUAGCCUGAUGAAUAUUUCAUGUCACCACAGCCAUUUUCAGGAAGUGAUGGAGCGGCUCCAGCAAGAUAACAAGCGCCUGCGCAUCCAGGGGGAUGAACGGCGUAUAGAGAAUGAGCGACAGAAGGUGAGUCAUGUCUAAUCCUGAACUGGCCUUUUACCUCUGUCUACAAUAUGGAAAGGAAAAUAUAUGGCUAGUUUAGGUUCUAGGCUUAAAAGGACUUUUAUAAAUAGACCGGUCCGGUUAUAUCCUGGAUGUUUAGUGGCGAUAAACCCAAGAGGCAGCAAUGGCCCAGAGCACCUGCCUUGAAAAGACUUCUCACUGAGCUCCAUUGGGAAUCUGUGAUUGGACAGAAAGUCUGGGUGGAGUUAAAAGGGGAGGUCUUGCAAAGGCAGCAGAUUUUAUAAGAUGUUUUCAUUGGGCAGUAUAUCUACUUAACAGUAAAGUGUCCAUUUAAAAAGAAUUCGCCGAGCACAAUAACCACUAUAGAGUACAAUGCCACCCCUCCCAUGCAAGGGAUCAAACUACCUCAUAAUCUGGUGUCCUCUAGGUGAGAAGUCAAACAGUUACCAAAUGGUUUGAUUACUAACAUAUAAUUUUGAUUAUAUUAUGUGUAUCGUAUAUUCAUAUUAUAUUCUACGUGCAUAUUCAUGUAAUUUUGACAAUUUUAGAGUGUCUUGGAAAGUUACAAAUUUAAAUUUCUGCCUGGGUUGUUAGACAGGUCCCUAAGUACCGUUUUACUCAGUAGACUUCGCUGAACACAAAUAAGUGUUUCAAAACAGUAAAACAUAUCACAGCGAUGAUAUUGUCAGUGAAAGUGACAUUAUUUUGCAUUUUUAACACACAAAACAGUACUUUCACUGAUAUUGUUGUGAUACAUUUUCCUAUUUUGAAUCACUAAUAUUUGUGUCCAGUGAGCUCUGAGUAUUACAGUACCCCCCAUGUACAGGUUUUAUAGUGUUUGUGAAAGUUACAUGAUAAAAUAUAAGGCUUGCAUAUCAGUUUUUUUUCAAAAAUUUGCCAGAUUGGUUAUGUUUCCUUUGAGAGCGUAUGGUAGCCCAGGAAUGAGAAUUACCCCCAUAAUGGCAUACCAUUUGCCAAAGAAGGCAACCCAAGGUAUUGCAAAUGGGGUAUGUUCAGCCUUUUUUAGUAGCCAUUUCGUCACAAACACUGGCCAAAGUUAGCGUUCAUAUUUGUUUUUUGCAUUCUUAACACACAAAUAUAAAUGCUAACUUAACUACUAAAAUAUGUCUCAACAUACCUUAUAUUGAAUACGGUGGGUUGUACUCGUGAGACAUUGCUGAAUACAAAUAUGUGCAUUUUAUUGCAGUAAAAGCCAAUAAUAUUUGACAUUCACAGUUAAAAUGCCACACAAAACUAAAAGAUUUUUUAGAAAAUCUUUAUUUCUCACAUUUUAUUCAUAAUGAAUUAUGUUUCAUAUAUGAAUAGUUCAUGUCAAAUGAAAAGCCCUGUUUCUCCUGAACAAAAUGCUAUGUAAUAAGUGUGGGUGCACUUAAUGAGAGAGGAGAAUUAUGGUUGAACAGACAUAUAGCAAAUUCCAGUAUUUGUUUUGAUCACAACGUGUACAACUGGCUCAGUCUGUAAGGGGUUAAACUCUCCAUAGAGCUAUAGUGUGUUUGGUGCUAUGCAAGCACACUACAAUGAAAAGGUGGCAUGGAAUUAUUAAUAUUUGUGUUAUGGUAUAUUUUCCUGCAAUUAAUAUUUAUGUUUGACUUGCCUAGCUGAGCCUGCACCAGUCAGACCUCGAACGUCAGAGCGUCAGCCGUGCUGCUACGGAGGAGCCAGGGUGAGAAUCAAUCAGAGUAAUAUUUGUUCUGCUUUUAUCGUGUUUGUCACUAAAAGAUUCUUGUUCUGUUCAGGUCUCUACGGUCUGCACGGCGGGCGUUUACUAGUGAUGGAAACUUGAGGACAAAACCACGUGCAGGUCACUGA